Pelobates cultripes (western spadefoot toad) is the source of this 46059-nucleotide messenger RNA. The record is from the annotation of a GenBank genome assembly. Lineage: Eukaryota; Metazoa; Chordata; Amphibia; Anura; Pelobatidae.
AUGCCUUACGAGCUCAGUAAGUGGUCCUGGGGCACACUGACUGUCAAUGGGUCCUGGGGGCUGGUACUGCAGGCCUGUCACCACUUCAUAACAGCUACAUCCACACCCUGCAUCAAUGGCCCCUUACUGGGGGACCAUACUGCCCCUUUAAUUCUGGGAACCAUACUGCCCCUUUAAUUCUGGGGACCAUACUGCUACUUACUGGGUGACCAUACUGCCCCCUUAAUUCUGGGGACCAUACUGCCCCCUUAAUUCUGGGGACCAUACUGCUCCUUACUGGGGGACCAUACUGCCCCUUUAAUUCUGGGGACCGUACUGCACCUUACUGGGUGACCAUACUGCCCCUUUAAUUCUGGGGACCAUACUGCCCCUUACUGGGUGACUGUACUGCCCCUUUAAUUCUGGAGACCAUACUGCUCCUUACUGGGUGACCAUACUGCCCCUUUAAUUCUGGGGACCGUACUGCACCUUACUGGGUGACCAUACUGCCCCUUUAAUUCUGGGGACCAUACUGCCCCUUACUGGGUGACUGUACUGCCCCUUUAAUUCUGGAGACCAUACUGCUCCUUACUGGGUGACCAUACUGCCCCUUUAAUUCUGGAGACCUUACUGCUCCUUACUGGGUGACCAUACUGCCCCUUUAAUUCUGGAGACCAUACUGCCCCUUACUGGGUGACCAUACUGCCCCUUUAAUUCUGGAGACCAUACUGCUCCUUACUGGGUGACCAUACUGCCCCUUUAAUUCUGGAGACCUUACUGCUCCUUACUGGGUGACCAUACUGCCCCUUUAAUUCUGGAGACCAUACUGCUCCUUACUGGGUGACCAUACUGCCCCUUUAAUUCUGGACACCAUGCCGUCUCUUACUGGGUAACCAUACUGCCCCUUUAAUUCUGGACACCAUACUGCCCCUUUAAUUCUGGGUAACCAUACUGCCCCUUUAAUUCUGGACACCAUACUGCCCCUCUAAUUCUGGACGACCAUACUGCCCCUUUUUGGGUGACCAUACUGCCCCUUUUUGGGUGACCAUACUGCCCCUUUUUGGGUGACCAUACUGCCCCUUUUUGGGUGACCAUACUGCCCCUUUUUGGGUGACCAUACUGCCCCUUUUUGGGUGACCAUACUGCCCCUUUUUGGGUGAUCAUACUGCCCCUUUAAUUCUGGAGACCAUACCGUCUCUUAUUGGGUAACCAUACUGCCCCUUUAAUUAUGGAGGCUCAGUAAAGAUGCUAUGUGAAUCUAUGAUUGAAUACUGCCCUGCAGUAUAGGUUUUCUUGUAGGAGACAUGUCUCAACGGAGAUAGAUGGUCCAUCUAAUCAUAGCAGUCAAUCCAUGUAAUCCCUGCCUCUCAUUGAUUUACAGGACCAGUUGCAUGCUUGUUUAUUUCAGGGCCCAUGCAUGGGGAAGCAUACUGCAUAUUUUACUUCAUUACAUGUAUUUCUCAAUUGCUAACAUAUAUUUAUCUAUCUACUGCAUCAAUUUGUUAAUGGAAUUGGAGCAUGUAUUUGUAUGUGUUUAACAUCAGUUGUCUUCCCCAGCUGAAAGAGGAUUGCUUAUUUAGAUGCACACCUCCUGUUGCUAUAAAUUGGGAGAAAAUUUCACUUGCUAGAUACCAGAAUAAUAGUAUUUCUCCUGAACAUUUUUAUUAUCCAUUUAGCCUCACCCAGUCUUUCCACACCCGUCUUACUGCAGUACUGCUACCGCUUCCUUAUUUGCACACUUGAUGUACUUCCACUUGCACGCCCUGCCUGGUGAAGUCAAGCUUUAUGUAGUGUAUUUAUUUGAUGCAUAGGCACGAAAGCCAUGCUUUCUAAAGAUAUUCAUAGUCUGCAGUUUUUAGACCUGUGUUUAGAAAUGUUUUAAUCCUCCAGGCCUACUAGAAUACCAGCCCUACUCCUAAAUAUAUCCACAUCGACUGAAAAGUCUGAUAGUGAACAGAUAAUAAACAAACUGUAGUAAUGUCCACAAUUGUUACAGAUUUUUACCUUCGUAGGUUAAAUAGUAAAAAAAAAAAAAACUUUACUAAAAUAUUUAUAAAGUAAGUAAUGUGCUAAUAUAGGGGACUUUCUUUCAGGCCUAUUUAAGUGUGAUUUGGUUUGAAUUUACCAGAGAUGUGCAGAUUUAAAGCCAGAAAACAUUAGUUUAUAACUUUUUUUUACUUGCGCUGUUUUUUGCUUAAACUUUUCUGUUCCUGCAACUUCACUUUACUGAAAAUAUAAGGUAAAAAGACAAUAGCUCAGAUAUGUUCGUGAAAAAGAAAGGAUAAAGAUAGAAUUGUUUAAUAUUAUCUGUGAGAGGGCAGUUUAUUAGAAUAUCAGAUGAAUUAAAAUAAUAAUGGAAAGAAGAUAUCUCUGGAAUUGGAGACUUCAGGAUGCUGGGAUCAACUAAUCUGCUACCGAUUUGGUUAAUAUUUGAUAGGGUGAGCAGAACAGCAUUUAGUAGCUUUGGGAUGGAACAAUUAUCAUUGAUUAAACUUCUAUCCUUGAAAACCUUUACUGAAAGCAAGUUUGACUUGUUAAAGAAUGGUUUGUAAUGUUGUGUUUUUUUUUUGUUUUUUUUUCUCCGAUUCUAGAAAAAGUCUUUGCAAGUCUUCCUCAAGUGGAAAGAGGUGUAGCCAAGGUUAUUGGCGGAGACCCAAAGGGCAAUAACUUUCUAUACACCAAUGGAAAAUGUGUCAUCAUCCGCAAUAUCGAGGUAAGACUAGCGUUCCUUGAUUUGUUUAUAUUGUCAUUUACUAAACAUAGCUCUUGCUAAAUGUAUCUUGGUUAUCUUACUAAUUAUUUUCCUAAGUGGAUUUUCUUUUUACAAAGCACUUGUGUGAUUUUCAUGUAGUAUUAAAAAAACAAAAAACAGUGUGGUGCAGGUUUUCUUGCGAAAUUUGCACGUAUAGAGUGUGUGUGUGUGUGUGUGUGUGUGUGUGUUUGUGUUUAUUUUUUUAUUUUUUUUUCUGUAAGACAUGCUGUUGUAUUUGGUGUAAUAACCUCAAAACAAAAAUUUUAAACACCAUCUAAAACCUGUGGUAGGUUUAGUGUGUGCAUAUUAAUCUCCACUUCUCUCUUUAUUGCCUCUACACCAGUAAUGUUUCUUCUGGUGAUACACUAACCCUGCAACAUUGUCAGACUUUUUCAAUCUGCUGUUGAUCCAAAAGAAACUAAAAAAAAAAAAAAAAAGUUUAAGUGUUUUUUCCAAUUUUUGUGACAAACUGUGUGUGGGGAAAGUGGAAGGAGGGGGGAGAUUUUUCACCCAAGAAUGACAAACAGAUCUUUAAUAAGAUUACUGGGAUGUGGCUAUUUAAAAAAAAAAAAAAAGUUUUUUUUUUUUUCUUUCUAUCUAUCUAUCUAUCUCCAGGAAGGAUGCAUUGAGAUUUCUCUCGUUUUCAAGUAUGUCCAAGGGACUAAAGUGAUAGCCCAAUCUAAUUGUCCUGACAAUUUUAAGAUUACAAAGUUUGCAGACCCUGCUUACAUCUGGACAUUGGUAGGGUUAUUCACAUACUCUGAAUUUUCCAAGAUUACAUUUGAAAGAAAGCUGAGGACAAAAUAGCUUAUCUGGAAAAAUACUCCAACUUGGCUAUAUUCAUACCAGGCUAUUUCUUCCAUUUGGAAUUAAUGUGCAAAACUUUGGAGUUUAGUAUCUCGCCCUCUGUUCUCCUCCAUAGUGUGUUUCUGCUGGCUGUAUGUAAUGCAUGUGCAGACUGUAUAUUUAGUCUCUGAUUUGUGCUGGCUGUAUAGUGUGUUUGUGUGAAGGCUGUACACUGUGUGCACUUGCUGUGUGGCGUGUGCUGGAUCUUCUACUCUCACCAGCCCUUAAGCCAAAUCUUUUGGACUCCAAUACAUAAAGCAUCUUUAUAUGGACCUCAGUAAUCCUGCUCCCUGUGGCUCGGGCGCUCACAAAGCCAGAGUGGUCGCUGGGAGUUCCAGGGGCUGACUCAAUAGUGUGCACUGGAACCGCUAAUUUAAGUGUCUUCUGAGGUCUGCAAGUACUAAGAGACUAGCGCUCAGACUCCCUUCCCCAAACACUUUCUGUGGCGGUCCACCAAAGUUUCACCGCCACGGAUUCCUUUUUCCCGUAAUAAAAUAACGGCAAUAACAUUGAAGUAAAAUAUCGCUGGUAUCGCAUAACCCCCCACACAUGAGUCAAGGCUGGGAAACAAAGUUUUAUUCAGGGCCACACACGGCCUGUUACGACAAAGCCCAGGCAAGGUGUUUCGUACACAAAACAGCAGGGUAAUCCCUCCCCUGGACCUGAGAGAUUAUUGAGUCAGGAGUUGUACAAUCUCAAUACAAAACAGCAGGGUAAUCCCUCCCCUGGACCUGAGAGAUUAUUGAGUCAGGAGUUGUACAAUCUCAAUUAUCUCCAGGUACAGAAAAACACAUAAUUUACAGCCACCCCAAAAUACAUGAAAACACCACAAAAGUCACAUCCCCAGAUACCCCUGAUCUGGGGGACCAACAUUGGUUUGGUAGUUUUAAUCCCCAUCCCGGGGAAGGUUUCACCAGCUUGCCACGAGGGUUGAAGCCCAAAAUAGUUCCAGGAAAAUUGUGACAAUGACUGGAUUCCAUUUGUGGGGUUUUGUAUGUAAACCACAUAAGAUACACAAAAGAUUUUACUGUGCGAAUGCUCCCCUUGUUCGGUAUUUGCUGACUAUUGAACGCCAUCCGUGUAGAUGGUCCGGAACUUGAACGGGCAGCAGGUCUAUCUUUACCGGCGUUCGCAGGUGUGCCUGGCCGGAAACAGUUCCAGGAACUCUACGACCAUGUCCCACUGCCUGCGUUCGGGAGACGAGAUGGCCACCAUACAUUGUCUCGACCAUGUGAGUUCGGUUGCACGAAAUGACGGCCAUCCAGUGGAGCAUUCUAUUAAUUGUUUACUUUGCGGUUUUCGUACAGGAUACUCCACGUUCUAAUUAGGGUCUGGGGUGAUCCUCGUUCGGGAACCGAACCAAGUAAAACAAAUCAAACAAAAGGGAAUAUAAAUUCACAAAAUCAACUUAAACAAGUUAUGGGACUAUUCUUUCACAAUGUCCUUCUUCUUGCAGGCAAAUAGCAUGGCUAAAAUUCCAAAUAAAAUGCCUGCUGGUGCCCGGAGCUGCAUGUCCUGAGUGUUUUCAAAUACAAAUUCCACAUCUCUUUAUCAAUGGAUCAAAAAGCUGUUAACCCACUAUUAUAUAUUGUAUCCCAAAAUAUUAUGUUUUUGCAAAAAACUAUUAUAAAAACUGUAAAACCACCCCUUCAAGCAGAGAAUUACACAUCUGUUUCUACUGCACAAGACUAAAUCUCCUUUCUUCCAGUCUAAAUGAGUGACCUUGUUUCUCCUGUAUGGUUAGGGUUUAUUUGCUCCAAAUCUAUUUAUAUAAUGUUGUUAUAUGCCCUCUGAGGUGCAGUUUUUCUACACUAAACAGAUUUAAUUUUGUUGACUUUUCUUCAUAACUAAAAUCUUCCAUUCAUUUUGUAGCCUGUUUUUUUAUUUUAUUUUUUAAUUUUUUUUUUUGCCAUCAUAUCCUUCAUUAGAGCAGGUGCCCAAAAUUGCUCCGCAUAUUAAAACAUGCUUGCCUUCCAUUUUUCCAUAUCUUGUUUGUGUAAUGCUUUUGAUUGAAUACUUUAAACUGAUGUGCAUUAUUCUCUGAUUUGGCAUAUGAAUUAUGCACAGCAAUGAUGCAGCAAGUGUUGUAUCCUUAUUGAGACUAAUUCAGAAAGAUCUCUCGGGUCGGCAGUAAUAAGCAAUGUUUUAUUAAUCGGUUAUUAGAGCAGUUUAUACCUAUAGAUAAAGCAGUAUAUCCAAAUUAUAUUUUUAGUGCAAAAUAUUCUGCUGAACAUGUAGCAGGCCUGUCUUGGUAACUGUAACCUACAAUAGUGACUGAUUUCUGAUUUUCUUACCCCUGUGAUAGUAUUUAAUUUUACUUUGCCACUAUGCUUAAUGUUAGUAUUUCUGUUUUUAUAUUGCUAACUUUUUUUCAAUAAUAUUUUCUCUUAAUGUCCUCCAUCAUCUGGGGCAACAUUAUUAGUUAAUUCUUGACUAAUACUACUUUUCUGGUAUAGUGCUCAUUGGUUCUGAACUAAAAAUCGUUUAAAGGAACACUCUAACUACCACAGUGAUCUGUGGUGGUUAUGGUGCUUAGAGUACCAGGAGUGCCAUGGAGCCUUCCCUGUAAAAUUUGUCAAACAGUUUUGACCGGUUUAUAGGUGCCCACAGCCACACACCCUGCCUCUGCAUUCUUCUAGCAGGAGAAUUUGGUUUGCUCUUUUGACCUAAUCAGGGCCACGCAGGGCUGCGCUCACUUGCCCAGUGGAUCAGAUCAGCUUUCUCAAUCAAUGAAUGCAGUCCUGUAUUUGCUCGGCCCAACUGCAGAGAGAGACAUCCAGCUUCUCAUGCAGGAGAAAACAGGAUACUGCAUGGGUCCAUGGGUGACCCAGGUAAGCUGUAGAACAAAGCAAAUUAUAAAAUCUUAGUUCAAGAUCUACCUUAAUAGGUAGUUUGUAUAACUCUAGAAGGUAUACACUGCACUUAAAAAGCACUUUGGAAUCAAUGUCACUUUUUAAAAAUAUAUAUAUUUUGUAAUUAACACUAUAUGUAUAUGAUUAAAGCCAUAAAACCAUUAUUAAAUUGGGCAAGUGAGUAGAAGUACUUUGAAAACACUUGGUGAGUGAGGACACUGUCUAUAAAUUGGUUAUUUUGUUAAUCAACACUUAGUGUAGUUUUAUCGUUAACACUUGAUGUAUUCUACAUUAAUGCUAGAUUUUAAUGCGUUUAACUUCUAUCACUUUAUAAAGAGUCAUUUUUGCAUUGAGAGAAGUGCAAUAUAGGAUUUAUUUACCAUUUUUGGUUUUUAGCUGUAACACAGUUCUAAUGAAUUAUAAAAUUCAGUAUUCAUUUCCUGACAAUUUAGGGUUUAUUUAUAAAUUUCACUCUCCUGACUAGUAACCUGUCUUUGUUUGGUAGUCUUUUUCUGUGUUUACCUCCCUGUCCAACACUGGAAUAUUUUCCUAUAAAUGAAAUCCAGUGUUGACUCAUUCUGUAAAUGCUAAUGUAUGCACAAUGGUGGCCUGAUACCUUACUCUGGUUUGCGUGCCUCUAGGUAGGAUGUCUGUGAGUCAGUGCCACUCCCAAAGUGUGUCCUGAACUAUGUGACUCAUAAAAUAGAGUAUGUUUAGCACAGUUGGAAGUAACUGUAACCUCUUGAAAUUGGAAAAUAUAUACUUUUCUUUAUGCAGCAUUACCCAGGCAAAUUUGUAAAUUUUUAUUUUUGUCUUCAUUGUCCUUGUUAUUGAUAAGUAUUGUAAACAAACCUUACAAAUGACUGACGUGCCGUGCAUUUGAAUUUGUCAGCAUGGCCUUUGCUUUUCAAUAAUUAGGACAGAGCUGUCUGUGAAAAGCCUGCAGCAGUAGAAUAUUUAAACACUGAAAGCUACCUGCUGUGGUAUGAAGUCCCCUAACCACAAACUUUACAUUUAUUUAUUUUUUACUUUUUUUUUUAUUUUCAGAUGUCUGUUCAUAGCAAAAUAAAAUGCACUAAGAAAUGCAUGUAUUUUUCAUUGUGUAUCAUAAUACAUGUUAAUCUCCAGACUGAAAUUAACACAAUGUGACACUCAAGGUCUGUCUGUGUCAAAAUGUAUGCACAAGCGGAGUCUGUGUCUGGCCAUAUUUGUGGGCGUUCCAUGUAUCCAAAAUUGGGACAGCAGACAUUUGCUGUAUAACAAUUAAACGUGUAUUGUUAAUGCUGCUCUGAGACAGUUAAUGAGUAAACUGUAAAUUGUCAGUAAUCUGCAUGGGUUAUACAUUUUUAGGUCGAAACAGAAAUGGAAAGUUAGUGAGCUAUGUUCCCCGUUCAGCUAUUUUAUCCUACAAUUCCUCCUUUCCUGGUGAAUUCUCAGCCAUUUUAAUUCAGUGUUCAGUAAAUAACCCUGUCAGUGUUUGUCAGCACUGAUGCAUAUUUGUCAGUGAAUGCUCCUGGAUGGAUUUACAUAUGGUUACAAAGCAAGCGGGUAAAAUGGAGAAAUUAAAGAAACAUUUCUAUUAUUACGUAUUUUACUUCUAACACCUCCCUUAGUAAAGGGACACUGUAGGCACCCAGACCACUUCAGUUCAUUGAAGUGGUCUGGGUGCUGUGUCCCUUUUGAACUUAGUGCUGCAAUGUAAAACAUUGCAGUACCAGAGAACUGCAAUGUUUACAUUGCAGCACAAAGUCUGCCCUCAGUGGAUGUCUACCAGACAGCCACUGGGGGCACUUCCGGAAUCGUAAUGGACUUUUGCAUGAAGACCUCCAGCGUCAGAUUUUCCCUAUUGGAAAGCAUUGAUUAAAUGUUUUCCUACGGGGAGGUCUAAUGUGCAUUAGACCCCGCUCGUCCCAGGACGGAGGAGGGGGCAGAGCUUCGACCCAGUGCUAAGUAAAGUGUUUUUUAACCCAUUAUUUACCUUGGAGGGGGUGCGAGGGAGGGGGGAGGCAGAGGGAUCGGUAAUGACAGGAAUACAGCUUUAUAUCCCUGUUGUUGUUGUUGUUGUUGUGUUUUUAUUGUGUUUAACCUUCCUUCUUACAUUCUAAACGAGUUGUUGUUUUUCAAUCAUCCUACAGGUCAUCUCCUUAUAAUUUUUAUUCUUCAACACUACUUAAGUAUUUAGUUAUUGGUUUCACCGUAAUACACCCUCUUCAUGUAUCCUUUUCAAUGUACUUCUAAUUUGACAAUAAGAUGUUUGCUAUUACCUGAGCAGAGAACCCUCUGUGGAGUUAUCUCUAACAAUGUUUAUUACUUUCUAGAAUCCAGCCAUUGCAGAUGUGUACACCGAACAUGCUCAUCAAGUUACUGUUGCCAAAUAUGCCCCUAGUGGAUUCUACAUUAUUUCUGGAGGUAUGAUAUCCCUGCUGUUGUAUACCUGUUAUUACAAUCUGAACAAGGUACAUGUCUGAACUUGAUUUUGCUUCUUCCACUUUCUGUGUAUCUGACUACUUGCACAUCUUUCAUUUUAUAAAGCAGGCUGUGUUACCUGCUCAGCCUUCUGUUGCUUGCAUGCCCCCACACCCCCUGUUUAAUUUUUCUUUUCUUAAAUGCUCUGAAUUGUGUUUUUUAAAGGGGCACUAUAUUCACCAAAACAUCUUUGGCUUAAUAAAGCAGUUUUUAUGUAGAGAGAGAGAGAGAGAGAUUUUUUUUUUUUUUUUAUGCCUCUGAAGUUUCACUACACCAUUCACUGCCAUUAAGAAGUUAAAGGGACACUAUAGUCACAGAGACCACUUCAGCUCAAUGAAGUGGUCUGGGUGCCAGUUCCCUCAGGUUUUAACCCUUCAGACUCAAACAUGGCCGUUUCAGAGAAACUGCUAUGUUUACAUUUGGGGUUAAUCCACCCUCUAGUGGCUGUCUUCUGGACAGCCACUAGAGGCACAUCUGCGAUCCUGGAGGCACAUUUUGCGUCCAUAGGAAAGCAUUGAGAAAUGCUUUCCUAUGGACACUUUAAACGCGCGCGGCACUUGCCGCACAUGCGCAUUCGGCUCACUGACGUCGGCGGGGGAGGAGAGGUCACCAGCGCAGAGGGAGCCCGGUGCUGGAUUAAGGUAAUCUGCUGAAGGGGUUUUAACCCCUUCAGCGCCACGGAAGGAGGACCCUGAGGGUGGGGGCACCCUCAGGGCACUAUAGUGUUAGGGAAAACCGCUUUGUUUUGCUGACCCCAUAGUGAUCCUUUAAAUCAAUGUUGAUUCUGUUUAUGCAGCCCUAGCCUCACCUCCCCUGGCAGUGACUCACACAGCCUGCAUAUAAACAAAAUAUGUUUUAUUUUUAAUCAGGUGUAACUUUCCGUUUUUAUCUCCUGUAAGUUGAACUUGAAUUACACAGUAGGUUCCUGCAGGGUCUAGCAAGCUAUUAACAGAGCAGGAAGUAAGAAAUUUUAAAUUCAACAGAAUUUGCAAUAAAGGAAGUGUAAACAUUAAAAUUCUCUUUACAGGAAAUGCUUAGGAAGGCUGUGUAAAUCACAUGCAGGAUGGUGUGCCUAUGGCUAGAUAAACAAAGGGAUUUAGCUCCUAAAUGCAGAGAAUUGAACAGUGAGACUGCAGCGGCAUAAUCUAUAUACCAAAACUUCUUAAUUUAGUUAAAGGGACACUAUAGGCAGCCAGACCACUUCAGCUCAAUGAAGUGGUCUGGGUGCCAGGUCCCCCUAGAGAAACUUCUAUGUUUACAUUGCAGGGUUAAUCCAACCUCUAGUGACCCUCUUCCUGACAGCAGCUAGAGGCGCUUCUGCGACGCUGGAUGCAGAACGUCCAUAAGAAAGCAUUGAGAAAUGCUUUCCUAUGGACUGUUUAAAUGCGCGUGCAGCUCUUGCCGCGCAUGUGCAUUCCGCUCUACUUGGGAGAUGACGUCGGUGGGGGAGGAGAGGUCACCAGCGCCGAGGGAGCCUGGCGUUCGAUAAAUGUAAGUGGCUGAAGGGGUUUUAACCCCUUCAGCACUAAGGAAGGGUGGAUGCUGAGGGUGGGGUAUCUCCUCCCUCUGCAUGCAGACACUGAACUUUCCUUAUAGAGAUUCACAGAUUCAAUUAAUCUCUAUGAGGAGAUGCUGAUUGGCCAGGGCUGUGUUUGAAUCGUGCUGGCUCUGCCCCUGAUCUGCCUCUUUGUCAGUCUCAGCCAAUCCUGUGGGGAAGCACUGUGAUUGGAUCAGGCCACCACUUCUGAUGUCAGCAGACAGCUUGCUUUUUUUGAGGCAAACAGCAUGCAGAGUUACAGCUUCUGGCUUGAAUACAGUAAGAUUUUGCUAUAUUUAUGGAGGCAGGAGGGCUUGAUGGUGGUGUUAACACUAUAGGGUCAGGAAUACAUGUUUGUGUUCCUGACCCUAUAGUGAUCCUUUAAAGAAACUCAGGAGGUUAAUCUUCGAUUAGUGUCAGGUCUGAAAAAAAUGUUUUUGCUCACUUGUGCCGUUACAGAGAGAACCUAUACAAUUUGCAUGUCUGACUGAUCCCACCCAUAAGGGCAGUCCAGAAACGAAAGCAAGAAGUUUUCUCUGUAUGAGCGAUACAGCAACCCUGCACCAUUGUUUCAGCCUUCUUUGUGCCUCAUCAGCGAGGUGUAGCUGAUACCCCUCUAGGCACAUUGAGCUUUAUAUGAGAAAAUAAUUGGGUGCCUCAAACUAUAUAUAAUGUAUAUUACACACAUAGACACACAUAGACACACUUGGUAGUCUUGAUGGUCUAACAGAUUCAGUUUUGAUAUGAAACAAAUAAAAACAAACAACCCAGCUUAAUAGAAUUAAAUGAUUUGCAUAUAAAGUCAUGCCCAUAUAAGAUAGUCUGCCAUGUUAAUGGGAAUGUUUGCUCUUUUGUUAGAUGUCUCUGGGAAAGUGAGAAUCUGGGACACCACACAGAAAGAGCACUUGCUAAAGUAUGAGUACCAACCAUUUGCUGGCAAAAUUAAAGACAUGGCCUGGACAGAGGAUAGCAAGAGGGUCGCUGUGGUUGGAGAAGGAAGGGAAAUGUAAGUAAACUUAAGAAAAUAUUUUUGCCUUUUUGUAAAUAUUGUGUUUGUAUGUACUCAGGACUCUAAUUUAAAAAAAAAAAAAAAAAAAAUUAUUUUUUUUCUUCACCGACCAGCCAUUUGGUAACAAAAAUGAUGUCAUGAUCAGUGUAUAUUGAACAACAUAUUUCCAUUUUAUUCUUAUUUGUAUUCAACUCUGCAAAGGUUUAGCCUUUGCAGAAUUGCUGUAAAGACUGCAAAUAUUAUGGAGUCUCCCGAGCAGCUGCAGAACGCAUUCAACGAUUUCUAGAAUCAUUGUAUGCUGCAUGAGGUAUGUGACUGGAAAAGGAGGUCGAUUAGUGCUUCUGAUACUGCCAGUACUCCUUUCUCAUUACGAGAUGGAGUGCAAAUAACCUUUAGAUCUGAGUAGUACUGUAGGACUUGCCCUGAUAAGUGUGUGAUAUCUAAAGAUUUUGUUUCUCAUUCUGCCUUUUGGACCCAAUUCCUAUAAUGAUUUGAAGAAUAAUAAAAAGUGUUUAUUCUGACCCCAAAAAGCUCUGCUGGUUCCAACAGACCAUUCCCUGGAUAUUGUUAUACCAUGUGCUAAACGACUUUUCAUUCCACUUGCUUUCACCUAUCCAUUUACAAAACAAUUGAGAAUUACUGCUUUUAUCAUGAUUUUUACUGUUCAAAGAUGGCCCUGAUCACAGACUGAGACAAUGGUUUGCAUAGGUUGAGGAAUUUAAAACAUUGGGGAUUUGAGUGCUUCCUGUUCAUGCUCCUAGCCCACGUAUGGGGUUUAUUCCCUAAGGUCCAAAUUUCUGUGGAUUAAAAUCCAAAUGGUAUUUCAUAGAGUACGAUGUGAAUAUUGCAGAAUUGCAUAGAUUUUUAAAUAAGCUCUUUUAGCCUAAAAUACUCCUGUAUCUCACUCUGUACCCCUAUGUUACUACACUCUAAAGCAGGGGGUUUCCAAUUAUUUUUUUCCAGUGGAACACUUUGACAUAGUAUAUCAACCUUGUGGAACCCCCCCACCCCCAUUACAAAAAAAUGGUGCACAUUUUUUUUUAAUUUUUAAAAAAUUUUUUUUUUUUUUUUUUUAUGUGCCAGUGUGUAUCUGUGUUUGAUACACACACACAUACAUCUUGACUCACAAAUGCACACACAUACACACACUCAGAUACGCACUUACAAACACACUGGCGCACAUACACUCUCACUGACAGACACUCAUACAAGCACACAUGCACGCACACACACGCAUACAAACUCCUUAACUGAUGCACACACUAUUUUUAAAAAUUUCACUCCACCCAGCCUCCCUACCUUUGGGAGUGCUGUCAUGGAGUCUAUUUCCCUGGGGUCCAGUGUGGCUGCUGGGCUGAGCGGCUGAUGUGCGGGCGGCGAGGGAGCAGUGAUCUUCCUGCUCAGCUCCCUAGCGUUCCUCUUAGUGAUGCAGGAGCCGGAGUGACGUCAUAUUCCGAUUCUGGCAUCACUGCUGUGCAAGGGAGCUGAGCAGGGGAGAGUGCUGCAUCAAUUAUCGCGGCGGCCAUUUUGUUUCCUGAAAUUUUGGCGGAACCCAAUUUGUGUUCUCACAGAACACCAAUUGAGAAACACUGCUCUAAAGAGAUAUUUAUAUGUUCCCUUUCCCGUUGAUUAUGGAAAUUGUUACUCCAUUUAUUGAAUUUGCACUAGUAUACUAUGGGAUACUAUAGAAAUCCAAAUGGCUUUGGCUUAAUGAAGCAGUUUUGUGUAUUGGCCAUGCCACUGCAGUCUCUAUUCUCAAUUCUCUGCCAUUCAGGAGUUCAAUCAAUCUUGUUUAUGCAGCCCUAGCCUCACCUCCCAUGAUAGUAACUCACACAGCCUGUGUGAAAACAAAAUGGUUUAAUUUUCAAUUAGAUGUAACUUUCCUUAAAAGUUUUUACCUCCUUUUAGUUAAACUUUACAUACAGUAGAUUCCUGCAGUUAUGAGUUAAAUCACUUUAUCUACCCAUAGUCACACCUACCUGCAUGUGACUUUCACAGACUUCCUAAGCAUUUCCUCUAAAGAGAUGUAAUGUUUAAACUUCCUGCAUUGCACAUUCUGUUUAACUUAGAAUUUAUCUACUGAUCUGUUCGUGCCCAUUUAGUCCUUACAGGAGCCUCCUGUGUGAUUAAAGUUACAUUUAUAUAGCAGGAAAUAAAAAUUACAAAACUUAACAUCAGAUUGAAAAUGAAACUUUUUUUCAAUGCAAGUUGUGAGAGUCACAACGAGGGAAGGUGUGGCUAGGGCUACAUAAUCACAAACAAUAGUGUGUCCUAAAUGGCAGAUAAUUGAGCAGUGAGACUGCAGGGUGAUGAUCUAUAAACUAAAAGUGCUUCAAUAAGCUAAAGUUCUUUUGAUGCCUAUAGUGUCCCUUUAACAAACUGAACAGAACUACCUAAACCACAUUGUGAAUUUGAAUGAAUAACUUUCAUUUCUUAUUUCAAUUGCAAAGAUUGUGUUGUCCCCCUUCCCCCAAGACACUGAGCUCAAAUAUACAGAUGAUGGUGCUGGGCUGCACUCAUUGGCUGAAAGUGCUUCAUAUGACACUCUCGGGCAAUGACCUGUGUCAAUAGAGUUAACUGUAGUGGUUAUGGUGAUUGCGGUGCUUGGUUAAAUUGAAUACAUCUUAUUGUAAAUGUGUUGGAAAAACAGUACAAUAUGCAUCUGUAGACUGAGCAAAAGCUACUUAAUAUUCAAGAGCAAAUUCAGAAAGUUUCCAAGUAUAAAAUGAAAACACGUGUUGUGUGUGUGGUUUUUUUUUUUUUUUUUAAACUUCUCCAUAUGUGGCGAACAGAACCUCGCCACAGGCUCCUGGAGGAGCUAGCUUGCCAGCCUCCUGCCUCUAUGGGCCCUGCAAUAUACCUUGCCCAAUGCACUUUAAAAGGCUCCGUUCAUGUGAUUUUUGUACUCCAGAAAGAGAGACAGACAGUAAGCCCUGACUCCCUGGAACUGUUUUGGGCAUAGGACCAUGUGCACGUUCGGUCAAAAUUAUGACUUCUAUGGAAAUCCCGAAUCCCUGAACCGAUCUGGGUGAUAUUUGGAUAUGUUGGUGCCACAGAUGGGGCCUAUCAGGGGAUGUGACUUUUGUGGGGUUUCCAUGUUUCUCUUCACCCUCAGAAUAGAGCCUCGUCUCGUGUGUAGGGAAAAGCUAUAUUCACUCUGGGGAUUGCUAUACUCAUUAUACUCCCUUGGAUUAUAAUCACUAGCUCUUAUAAGAGCUAUCCUGCUUUACGCUCUGAAUUGGGAGAGGUCUACCCACUGGAAGUUGGGCCCAGGGUAGGUGGAGGACAGCGAGACCCCAACCAAGCUGUAACACUGGCUGGAGCCGAAUGGGGAUCUCGCUCUAUCCACCCCCAGGCACUAGACGACAUUCAGUCCUGGGAACUCUAGUCCUUACAAGGACUUUCUCAGUUGAGUCCUCCACACUGGGAACAGUGAUUAGCCCUUUCCCCUCCCAGUAACCAGACCACACAUAGUUCUGGGAGAAUAAGCUGGAAUACUUUAAUCUGGCCAUAUGGCCUGCUUUUAUACAGUUUAGACACAGUCAAACACGCCCAAAACACUCCCACACAAAACAGGAUAAUCCCUCCCUCUGGACCUGAGAGGAGACUAGUUACAAGCAAGCAUCUAACAUACUCCUCCCCUGUGCCUGAGAGAUAAAUACCUGAGCACACAAUUGAAUUAUAUCUCAGUGCAGAAACUGGCAAUAUAACAACCCCCAAAACACAUGAAAACUCCACAUCAGUCACAUCCGCUGAUAGCCCUUAUCUGGGUGACCAACAUAUCCAAAAAAUCACCCAUGUCAGUUCAAGGGUUUGGGAUUUCCAUGGAAGUUAUAAUUUUGACCGACCAUGCACAUGGUCUAUUGCCCAAAACAGUUCCAUGAAAUCGGUGCCAACGGUCGGUCAAGUUCGGUAGUUUAAAGCAGAACAAACUACCGAACACAAUCGCAGUUCUACCCUGGAACACAGUGUCAAUUGGGCUUAAGAAGCUCCCAGGUGGUCUCUGGUUCAUGUGGUUGUUGGUUGUUUUCCCAAACAGAAUAGAGAAUGGGCACGAACCAAGCCAGUUAAAGGACCACUCUAGGCACACAGACCACUUCAGCUUAAUGAAGUGGUCUGGGUGCCAGGUCCCUCUAGGAUUAUCCCUUUUUUAUAUAAACAUAGCAGUUUCAGAGAAUGUUAGCAGUUUCUGCUAUGUUUAUAAUAGGGUUAAUCCAGCCUGCAAAUCCUCUAGUGGCUGUCGCAUUGACAGCCGCUAGAGGCGCUUGCGUGAUUCUCACUGUGAAAAUCACAGUGAGAAGACGCAAGGGUUCAUAGGAAAGCAUUGUAAAUGCUUUCCUAUGAGACUGGCUGAAUGCGCGCGCAUUCAGCCGAAAGGGAGGAGAGCUCCCCGCUGGAAAAAAGGUAUGUUUUCCUGGCACUAUAGUGGUCCUUUAACUAACUAGUCUUUUAUAGGUUUCCCUGCAGGGCCCAUUGUCUGUGGGCAGGAGGUUGGAAAGCAAGCUCCUUGAGGAGCUCGUGGGAAGGGGAGUUUUUCACAGUCCGCACAUAAUUAUAAAUAUCUCUCUAUCUCUCUCCUUCGGUAACCUGACAACAGUUUUCAGUGUUACCAGGUAAGGAAGAACUACUCCCAAAGUACACAGAUGACUGAUGGUAGGACUUCCAUGAGAGAACAUUCUGUUGCGUACUCUUGUUAGAGUUCUGGUAGCUUGUGUUUUUAUAAAAGUGUUCUGCAAGUGAGAGAUGAUAUAUUUUAAGUGUGGAUUAACAAUCCCGAUAUUUGUAAAGGGACUGUCUUAAGCACUAUAAUUCUAUGCAUGCAGUUUGGUUUCCUGUCAAAAUAUGUUAAAGGAACACUGUAAGCAUUAUAUAGUAACCAUGUCACCUUAUUGAAUUGGUUGUUCAAAUUAAUGCUUCCUCAUUAUCCCAAGCAGCACAAACGGGGGUGGCUGUUGGGGGACUCAAAAAAACUAACUAAAAAAAGGUCUAAUGCUGAAUGGAACAGUGCUAGGGGACUCCAGACUGUUAAAGUGCCUACAGUGUACCCCCAAACCGUUACUGUGAUUUUAUUUUUAUUCUUGCACUCAUUCCUCUAAAAUGGCAACUUUAUCAGAAGUGCCUUGUUGGUUUUCCUUUUCUUUCUUCUGAGUGAAAAUGUGUUAUUUAGCAUCAUAUUUCUUUAAUGGUUUUGUAUUUUUUUUUUUUUUUUCUUCUCUGUAAUCACAAUUCUUUAUCUUGUGUUUUCUGUAUAUUUCUCCUACACAGUAAAUCGUUUCCAUGGGUACUCCGUAUGAUCCCUGCAUUUUAAUCAGUACAUUGCAUACUUUCUUCUUGGCAUUUUUGUCUUUUCUCAAAAAACGAUUUUUGAUAUGAGAAUAGGCUAAAACACAACUUCCUGACCUUCUAACAGUACUCACCAUGCACCAAUAAUAAUUAGAUGUCCUCUUUGACCUGCCACAUCAUUUAUUCCAGGAAUUCAGCCUACAUUCACUGGAACUAGAUGUUUCUGUUAACCAUCCUUUUCUUAUCCAUAUGCUUCCACUCUCGUCUGUCCUGCUUUGGUUAUUGCAGCCCUACUCUUGGCAGCAAUCGGAGUGAUCUGCUGCAGUCAGGCUUGUCUAUGUGUCUGCUGCUACUCUGUGAUGCCCUCCGUAGAUUUACGGUUUCAGAUCACAUGUGCACUAUGCUCACUCCCUGUAAAUGUUGUGUGGAGAACGGAGUGUGUACGUUCUGGUUUAGAAACUGCUUAAAGUGAAACACACCAUUCCUCCAAACUGUGCUGGCCUUUACACAAUAAAGCCUCUGAUACUUUUAAAGUCUGUUUCACAGGCUUUCCUGGGCGAUGUUAGCUUCCUUUAUCCCCAUGCCACCAUCACCUCCUGUUGUGAUUUCUUACAUAAGUCAAGUCACAGGGCUUCCCAACAUUAUUUUGUACCUCUGGCAAACAGCCUUUUGUGUUUUUUGUUUAAAUUUUUCUUCCGUGUAGAUGUUAUGCAAAUCCAUGAUUCACUGUAUCAUUUAUUUAUAAAGAGACAAAUCAGAUUGUUUCUUCGCUUUGCCAAAUUGCAUAUAAUGUUUGAGAGGGGCUAAGUGCGGUGUUUAGUUGUCAUGGAAACCUAUAAACCUGAAUAGAUAAUGGGGAGUUUUUGCCUCUGGUAUAUGAAUAUUUGGAUUCUGCAGAAUAGUUAUGAAGUCCCACAAAUUUAAAUUAACACUAUGCUUACAUAACCAGCACGACUUUAUAAACACCUUAUACCACCCACCAUUGGGGACAAUGUACUUUGUAAAUCUGAGUGGGGGGAUGGGGGUGUGAAUACUUUUCUAGCAACAGAGUUUUCUACCCUACGUUUACUCUGUGUCACUAUACCCAGUCCCUCUAUCCAUGUAAGCUUAUUGAGCAGGGCCAUCCUGUCCGUCCAACUUGUCUGGUUACAAAUGUGUUCGUUAGUUCACCCAUUGUACAGCGCUACGGAAUUUGUUGGUGCUUUAUAAAUUAUUUAUAAUAAGAGCGAUAUAUACGUCGCAAGUUUUCUUCCUGUGUGUGUGUGUGCAAUGACAGGAAUGUGUUUGUACUAAAGAUAUGAGUUAUAGGUUUUAUGUGGUAAAGAAAACCACUUUUUCAUUUGUGAGUAUUGUUUUAUAUCUUUAAUUUCUCAAUAAUAAAUAUGCAAUUAUUCUGGACCGUAUUGAAAACUGUACAUAGUCAUGAUUAUUGUGCCUCCAGCAAACAUUCCUUGGAUGGAAACCUGUGCAAUAUUCUGUUUAUGAAAUUUAUAUGUUUAUCAAUGAACGCUUGUAUCUUUAAUAUGCAUUCUAAGAUAAUUUUUGCUGUCUUCUUCAGAUUUGGUUCAGUCUUCCUCUGGGACACUGGCUCAUCUGUGGGAGAAAUUGCUGGACACAACAAAGUCAUCAACUCUGUGGACAUCAAACAAACAAGGCCAUAUCGUCUUGUAACUGCUAGUGAUGACAACUGUGCUGCUUUCUUGGAAGGCCCUCCUUUCAAGUUCAAGUUUACAAUAGGUGUAAGUUUUUUUUUUUUUUUUUUUUUUUGUUUUUUUUUUAUCUAUUUAUUUUUAAUUUUUCUGUUUUUGGUGCAAUACUUCCCUGGAGAGGGAUAUUUGUAUUUUAAUUUAUGAGAACAAAACUGGUCCCUGAGAAAUCCCUCUAACCUUUAGAAUCUUUGAAUGAAUCUAGUCACGCACUGUGUACGAUAAUAGAUCUUGAGGCACAAACUUACAAGUCCCCCAGGGGUUUAAAUCAACAACAUGUUUAUAGCUCAAAUAUGGUAAAUAUCCUUGGUUAUUCUUGUCAUCUAGUUAAUGCCACGUCAGAACUGUUGGAAUAUAAAGUGAUUUACAUUAUCCUUUGUUUUUAAGUGCCGAACAUGUAAUGUAAGACUAUAUCCAGUCAGCUAUGUAUGGGUUUCUUGAAAAGGAAAAAUUGUGCUUGUAAGAAAUGGUCAUAACAUAAUCGUAUAAGAGCGUAAAUGUAUUCUUCAGUUUGUAAUACUAGGGAAUAUUCAGUUUCUGUCCGGCCUAAUUUGCAAUGUCUUAAACAACUAAUCCAAACCUUCUUUCAUCUCUCUUUUAACUCCAAAUGGGAUUGCUUCUCAGGCAGGGAAGCUAUUGUCAUUAAAAUGUGCAUAUAUUUUAAUCUUAGUGGUCACAAGACAUACCAGAUGUUUUAGGGAUUAAAUAUUCAAUUAAUCCAUUAUUUAUGCUCAAAUUAAAAUCCCAAUCAGUAGUACUAAUGGUGAUUGUUGGUCUGCUUCAAAUGACAAUUGACUUGCAUUGUUUAACAGAAGUCGUGGAUCAUUGGAUACAUUUUCUUUUUUGCUUUUUGUGCUCCAUAAGGUAGCAGGUGGCUUACACCUCAGCACGUUUUAAAUAUGUUGUGCUACUAUAGUUUUGUGCUGGCAGACUAAAUAUUUGGGGUGUAAUUGUCGCUGGCCACAAUACAAGCAUGUUUACGACUUUUGUUUCACGGGGUGAAAGGGUUAAAGAAUGACCAUUUGUCUGCACUUGACUGAGAAUGAUCAAUAAAUCCUCCAUAAUACCACCCAUAUAUAAUUCUAGCAUCAAAAGCUGUCACCACUAAGGCAAUAUGUCAAUUUGGUGAUUUAUACAGCCCAACACGUAUUUUGGUGUGAAAACUCCUUUGUUGCCCCCUUAACCUCUUAUGGACACAUGACAUGUGUGACAUGUCAUGAUUCCCUUUUAUUCCAGAAGUUUGGUACUUAAGGGGUUAAAGUGCUUUCACACUGAAAUGCACGUUGGGCUAUGACAGGCAUAGGCAACCUUUGGAACUUUAGAUGUUUUGGACUACACCUCCCAUGAUGCUUUGCCAGCAUUGUGGGUGUAAGAGCAUUAUGGGGGAUGUAGUCCGCAACAUAUGGAGUACCGAAGGUCGUCUAUCCCUGGGCAACGAGGUACCUGGUAUUUGCAUGCAGAUUCCUACCAAUAGCCUUUUCUUAACAAGAUCACCUUCUCGUAGACAUGCAUGCCCUAUAUGCCAAUAAAAAAACAGAAACAAUGUGUAUACAGGCGCUUAUAAUUAUUGUAGUGGGAAAAUUGUGCUGCUACCACCAAUGUGCAAACCUCUCACAAAUUGACACAAGAUAACGUAUAGAAAGUGAAAGGAAUGGUACAAAAACCAAAUCCAAUCUGUAAGUGGAGCGCUCCAAGUGAAUAAACUCACCCCACUCUUGGUCUAUAUAAAAUGACCUGUAUGUGGGGAUAGAAUGAACAAUAAUAUAGUGUAGUAUAUUGUAGAUAUUAUUGAGAAUAAUAGUGGAGAAUAUGAAACCACUCACAUGGUUCUGAGCCUUAACGGGACAGGCUCAGAUCUCUCAAGCAGGCGUGUUUUAGGAUCACACGAAACCUAUAUAUAGGCAGAAUGUUCUUGAUACCUUCAACGGAUAGAAACCACAAUAUAGUGUAGUAUAUCAGCAUAAAUAUAGUUGCCAAAAAGUUGAAAAUUGCUCACCUGGUUCAGAGCCUAAAUCCUGGCUCUGAAUGUAUAGCUUUAUGUGUCAGAAAGGGGACACAAAACCCUUUUGGAUAAAUAGCAGGAACACAGGAUACUGGAAUCAACAGUGGAUUGUAGGAAAAACAAUUUAUUAUAAAAUAUAGACUAGCUAUAACAAAAAUUAAAAUAGAAAUUAAAAACUAUAUAAAAAUACAGUAUAAAUAUAGGAGAGUCCUUUAUCUUGUUGAUCCUCAGACGCGUUUCGCCCAGCGGCUUUUUCAAUCGGUGUUUUCAUCUGUGUUCCGGUUUUCUUUUUAUAUCCUCAAAAGAGCCUUCUUUAAUUGCGGAUGAUCGGCGGCUGUGUUGCGUGACGUCAUUUCCGCAUGUGUCAUCUUCUAGAGCGGUCGCAUUUCAAUUAGUUCGUACACCUAUGAGUCUUUGAUCGCCAUCUUGUUUGAGGGCAAAAUGCGAUCGCUAUAUAUACGUCAAGAGUCUCUCACAUAGAGACAUCGUAAAGGGUAAAGACAGAUAGAUAAAAAGAUUACUUACAUGAGAUAUUCACAUGGUAAUUAAAUAAACUUAUUGCCUUUAAUACUAUCAUUUGUGUGUUUCUUUUUCUUUACCUAUACCCCUAAAGACACUACACUCCAAUAUUUAUAAGGCAUAUACAAGCCACCUUUUAAGGUUAUAAUUUUAGCAUAAUAUGUAUCUAGGCCUAUGGCAGGAUUUAAAUAUAUAUAGAUUGUAACAAGAUAAUAUUCAAUCUAUAUGUCGUAGAUAAAGUGGACUAUCUAAGAUCUAAUGUCAAUAUAUAUCCAUAUCUCAGAGUAAUGAUAGCCUUGAAUCACAGGCUGUCAUCACCUGCCUCUUAAAGGGAUAGGAUUCAUUAAGUGAGAAACUGGAAAGGAAAAAUUUGUACAUCGGUGUAUGUAUAUGUGUGUGUGUGUGUGUGUGUGUGUAUGUGUAUAUAUAUAUGUGUGUGUAUAUAUAUAUAUAUAUAUAUAUAUAUAUAUAUAUAUAUAUAUAUAUAAUGUGUGUGUCUUUAUAGAUAGUAUUAUUGAUACAGCACAUACCUGUCUCUCCACACUUAAAGUGCCAUUAUGUUAACGAAUAAAUAAUGAAAUAUAUAGACUUAUAUAUUAGGGAGUGGACUGUGGUAGCAUAUAUGAUAUAUUAACAAGCAAGUUCCAUCACAAAAAAUGACACAAUUCGAAGUCAUUGUUCAAUCCGUGAGGUAGCAUGGUGUUUAAAUUAAAAAUCCACCUCAUUUCCAUUUGGCCCAAAGAUUGUAUUACAUCUCCACCUCUCCAAUUUUGGGUGAGUUUUUGUAUCCCCAUAAAUUGGACUAAUUCGGAAUUCUUCUGAUGGAAUUUUAAAAAAUGGAGAGAGAGGCUGUGUUUUUCGAAACCAUUUUUAAUGUUUCUAAUGUGUUCCUGUAUACGUACAUGGAGGGGACGGAUAGUCCGUCCUACGUAUACAAGGCCACAAGGGCAUAUAAUGGUAUAAAUGACUUUCUUAGAGUAGCAUGUAAUUAAUUCGUUUAUUUUAAACUUCUGUUCCGGAUUCUUUGGAUGUGUAAAAGAUGUUAUAUGUCUUUUUUUAUUUUUAGUAUUUUUGCAAGCUGUGCAAUUACCACAGCCAAAGAAACCUUUCUUGUCAUUCAAAAAGUUGAGCUCCUUUUUUGUUUUAAUGUGAUUAUGUACUAAAGUUCUAUUUAAACUCGGAACACCUCUGUAGACUAUAGUAGGUCUAUCUGGGAGUAUAGAGUUUAGUAUAUGAUCAUUUUUCAGAAUAGGCCAAUACCUAUUCAAAAUUCUUUUAACUUGUUUAUUUUUACAAUUAAAAUCACAUAUAAAUACAGGAUCUUUUUUAUUUGGGUCAUUAUUCUUUUCUUUAUAUGUUAGUAGUGACGAUCUUUCUUUCAGUUUAACUUCUUCAUAUGCUUUACUUAAUAAUGAGUCUUCAUAUCCUUUAUCCCUAAAGUUUUGUAGAAUAGUCAAUGCUUGAUCUUGGAAGAUUUGGUCAUUAGUACAAUUGCGUUUUAUUCUAAGCAAUUGGGCCUUUGGGGCAUUGAGGAGCCAAGGGGAAAAAUGGCAGCUGUUCUGAUGUAUAUAACUGUUAACAUCUGUUUUCUUAAAAAAAGUAUUAGUUUUUAACAAUCCGUCUUCUACGUAUAUAUUUAAAUCUAAAAAGUGUACCUGAGUUUUACUAAAGUUGGUAGUUAAUUUUAUUCCCCAAUCAUUCGAUUCCAGGUGGGAUAGAAAGGUUAGGAGUGACUCUUCAUCUCCUUUCCAAAUAAAGAAUAGAUCAUCAAUAUAUCUGCGAUAGGUCACGAGGUUCGACUCCCAUCUAUCGUCACUGUAAAUGAAUUGGUGUUCCCAAUGGGACAUAAAAAGAUUCGCAUAGCUGGGAGCGAACCUCGUGCCCAUCGCAUUACCACACUGUUGGAGAUAAAAAUUAUCCCCAAACCAGAAAUAAUUAUUGCGGAGUAUCCAAUCUAUACCGCUGAUAAUGAAGUCUAUCUGUUCUGGAUGGAAUUUUUGUGAACGUUCUAAAAAUGUUUUGGUUGCUAAACAGCCCCUUUCAUGGGAAAUUAUAGUGUAUAGAGAUGUUACGUCAGAUGUCACUAAGUAGAAAUCAUCCUGCCAUUCAAUGUUGGUAAGAACCUGUAAGAUACUAAUAGUAUCCUUCAAAUAGCUAGGGCAUUGUUGUACAAUAGAUUGUAAAUUUUUGUCGAUGUAUUGUGAUCGACUUGAGAUAGAUCCUAUUCCAGAUAUUAUAGGUCUUCCUGGUGGAUUUGUUUUAUCUUUAUGAAUUUUCGGGAGGUAAUAAAAUACCGGUAUCUUAGGGUGUGUGAUACUUAGAAAAUUAUAUUCCUUUUUAUUUAAUAUAUUUCUCAUUUUCCCUUUCUCUAUCAAUAUAUUAUAAUUGGUUUUGAUUUCUUCUGUAGGAUCUUUGUUAAGUAUUAUAUAUGUAUUUGUAUCUCCCAAGAUUUUAUUGGCUUCCUUCAUAUAGUCCGUAUAUUCUAACAGGACUAUUCCACCCCCUUUAUCUGCGGGUUUGAUAACAAGAGUGUUAUCUUUUUAAAAAUCUUUUAAAGCAAGCCUCUCUUUAAGGGUUAAAUUUUGUUCAUAUUUAUUUAGUCCCUUUAUCUUAUUGAUAUCUUGCAUCACCAUUCUCUCAAAGGUAAUCAUUUCUUCCGAAAUGCAACAUUUAGGGAAAAAUUUAGAUGGUUCUUUUAAAUCAGUGUGAAUAAAUUCUGAUUGUUCUAUUAAAUUAGAUUGUUCUGGAUAUUUCACAAAGAACUUUUUGAGGCACAGUUUCCUUUUAAAUCGGUUCAUAUCAAUAAACAUAUCAAACUUAUCUAUGUCUUUUGAGGGGGCAAAUUUCAGUCCUUUUGCUAAUAAUGUAUUUUGUGAUGGAGUUAAAAUUCUCUGCGUUAAAUUAAAUAUUCCCCCAUUGUUAGAUGAUGUUAGUAUUUGUUUUUUCUGUCUUUUCUGUACGUAAGUUCCUCCUCUAUUUCCCCGUCUUCUGGGCUUCUUUGUCUUUUGUUUAAUAUUUUUGGAGAGAAUGGGAUCUCUUUGUGUCUGUCUCUCAUGUAUGAUUUCUGAAAAUCCUCACCUUGUGAUGGCCUAACUAUAUGAUUAAAUCUGCUUGAUGGGACACAUAAAGCUAUACAUUCAGAGCCAGGAUUUAGGCUCUGAACCAGGUGAGCAAUUUUCAACUUUUUGGCAACUAUAUUUAUGCUGAUAUACUACACUAUAUUGUGGUUUCUAUCCGUUGAAGGUAUCAAGAACAUUCUGCCUAUAUAUAGGUUUCGUGUGAUCCUAAAACACGCCUGCUUGAGAGAUCUGAGCCUGUCCCGUUAAGGCUCAGAACCAUGUGAGUGGUUUCAUAUUCUCCACUAUUAUUCUCAAUAAUAUCUACAAUAUACUACACUAUAUUAUUGUUCAUUCUAUCCCCACAUACAGGUCAUUUUAUAUAGACCAAGAGUGGGUUGAGUUUAUUCACUUGGAGCGCUCCACUUACAGAUUGGAUUUGGUUUUUGUACCAUUCCUUUCACUUCCUAUAUGCCAAUAGACCGCAAAAUCAGGGUUUUAACCAGACAGAGGUAAUUGUUGAAGUUCUGAAUCAAUAGAAAAUCAAAAAUUUGCACAUUUGUCUUUGCUCAACUGCAACUUAAAUGGACAUUAGUUACCAGAACCACUACAGCUUAUUUUAGUGGUCCUGGUGUCUAUAGCAUGUCCCUGCAGGCUUUUCAAUGAAAAUGCUGCCUUUACAGAGAAAAGGCAGUGUUUACAUUGCUGCCUAGUAACACCUCUAGCGGCAGUCACUCAGACGGCCACGAGAGGUACUUCCUAUUUCAGUGCUGCACUCAUCGCACAUUGUGACGUUAGAGGCAAAGCUAGUGCUGAGGGAGCUUGGCGCUGGGAAGAAGUAAAUGGUUUUUAAAGUAGUGGUGUGUUUGUGUUUUUUUUUUUUGUAACUCUGGGUAAUGGUGGUGGGGGGUGUGACAGACAGAGUUAGGAAUACAGGUUUGUUUGUUUUUAUUUUUGUAUUACUAACUCUAUAGUGUCCCUUUUUAAAACUCACUCUGUAAAGGACAGCAUGGAACAUCCCAAUACUGUGAAGGUUAAUGGAAUUGUUUAAAGCUGAGAUUAAGGGUUACUCUGUUUUUCUGACAGCCAAUGCUAGUGCCUAAGAGCUUACAGAUUCCAAACAAACUCUUUAUUUUCAUACUUUUUUUUUUUUUUGCAUAAGUUUUUCAUGCCCAUUAAAUUCUGAAAUAUAAUUAUUUUGUUUUACUUGCACCUCAUUUAGAUAUUAUGGAAAUGCUACUAGACUUAUGUAUUAAGCUGGAAUGUGGAAAAUGUUAGAGUAGGCAAAUUACCGGAAGAGGCUAGGUGCACGUUUUAUUUUAGUUAUUUGAAUAAUUACUUUGGCUAAAUGUGGUGAAUCUGAAUGAAGACUUUUAUCCAAAGCAUUUUUAAUGAUUUGUUAGAAGUGGAAGGUUUUUCUUUGGAUUUUUUUUUUUUCUUUCGAUUUACACAAAUCUAAAGGCUAUUUUGCAUAAGUCUUCAUUUUAAAAGGAGAUAUUCUAGUCAAAUAUUUUGGGUGUGUGUAUAUAUAUUGUGUUUUUUUUUUUUGUUUGUUUGUUUUUUUUGUGCAGUUUAUACCUUUCUACCUUGUAUAUUACUAAAGUCCUGAAAUUGUGAUUUCUGCAAAUGCGUAGGUUGUCAAUUACCUGUGUUCAUAUAAUGUUUUGUAUGACCUUGAGGUUAAGUAGGAACCGGUUUUAAUACAGUCAUUGCCUUUAGAACCUUACAUUUUCAGAUGUCUAAUGUGAAAUCUAAUAAAGCAACAAAUUGCUCUAGCUUUGACAGGACAGCCUGACCUACAAUGUGGGAAAUGUAAAUUACAAAAGAAAAUGGCACAACCCAUUUCAACAACAGUGUGGUAGUGCAAAAUAUCAGAUGUGAUCUUUCCGCUUUUGGAAGCUAAAGAAAAUUCCUUGUUGUAAAUUGCAACAUUUCUGAACUGGAUGGCAGAUGUGCAGUCCGGAAUGUUUUUACAUUUAUUUGAAUAUGCUUGGUUUUGAAAUGGUUUCAUUGUGAACAUGCUGUAUUGUCUAGUAGAAUGGUUAAAUUGUAUACCACAGGCUACUAUACCGGAACACUUUUCUGUUCGAUUUAACGUCUGACUGCUGAUUUGAUGUUUCUAGGCUGAUCUGAAGCCUCAUAUAGCCAUGCUGUUGACAGUCUUAUAAAUACUAUUUCGGGCCAAGCUCAUCUCCAUAGUCUAACUGUUCUUGUUCAGACUAAUCCCAUUAAAACCGUGGAUGGCAACAUACAGAAAAAACAUUGUUGAGGCCAGUGAGGUCUCAUUAAACAGUAACGUUGUGUCACACAGAAUUGGUGUUGCCAUGUGCAGUAAAAGGUAAUUAUAGUUGGACGCCAACAUUUUUUGUGGAUUCAGUACACUGCAUCAAGUUCUUUUUGUUUUUCUAUUUAUCUAUGCUGACCAUGUCUGGGCUGCUUCAGUCUGAGCUCCAUUGCUGUCUCUGUAAAUCUUGUGUGUUUGCAUAGACCGUAUCAAGCCAAUUCCAGGGCACAGCCUUCUGUGAUCAGGACAAAUAGACCUUUAAAUGAAUAUAUAGGGGAGGGGUACUUUGUGGUAGGGUGUAAGACAGAGUGCCUGCUUUGUAGCGUGGCCUAUAUACAAAGGUUUGACAGUUAAAUGGAACAUUAUUAAGCAAAAUUUAUAGAAGCUUUGAGUGUUUAAUUUAUAUCCAUUCUAAGUAAAUGAAUAAGCUUGAUUAAUUUAUUGCCCAUACCUGUAUGGGCAGAAAAUGAAAAGGAACAUUUAGUGUUAGGAAUAUAAAUAUCUAUUCCAAACGCUAUAGCGCCCUAGUCACGGUUUUAAAAAAAUCUCCAGCACAUAGUGGGGGAAAAAAAUGAUCCCUGUAUUGGCAAUCCAGCAACGGUUUCGACUGAGUUUCUUUAUUUAACUUUUUGUUUUCCUACUGAAAAUAGCCAGCAGUUGGCAUCAACAUGCCACUUUUUUUUUUUUUUUUUUUCUUAGAAUUCCCUCUGCUUGUAUACAGGGGCGUACCUAGAGCAUUUGGCACCCGGGGCGGAUCCUGUGCUUGGCACCCCCUUGCCGCCCCGCCCCCAGUGCCAGUUUGGCUCCGCCUCUGAUUUUGCUUAGCUCCGCCCCACUUUUCCUCCUAACUACCAUGGGGCACUGUGCGGCCACAGCUCACACAGCCCCCUCCAGCCAGGGCCGGUGCAAGGAUUUUUGCCGCUCUAGGCAAAAGUAAAGUUUGACGCCCUCCCAUGUGACAUCACAAUGCCCCACCCAUAUGAUUUGCCAUGUUUUCGAACGCCAGUGCUGCAGUGCCGCCGUGUUAACAUUAAAAGGCCUGCAGGGACAGGCUAUAGACACCAGAACCACUACAUUAAGCUGCAGUAGUUCUGGGGACUAUAGUGUUUCUUUAAUGUGAGGUAAAUUAGAGAUUUACAGAGCGCUCGGGCGGCUGCAGCAUGAGCGGGGCCGGCGCUCCUGGCGGCGCCCCAUCCCAAGGCAGCCCCCACCCUGGUGGCACCCGGGCGGACCACCCCCUCCGCCCCCCCUUAGUACGCCACUGCUUGUAUAAAUUCUGAUAUUAGCAGAGGGAAAUCCUUGGGAUUAGAAUUGGUUUAUGGUUUAAGAUUAUGUUUAGAAUAAGUAUUAGAUUUAUUAUAUUAAGUGUAGGAUUUGGUUUAGUUUAGGAUUAGGGAUUUAGAUUGGGAUUAAGAUAGCUAUUUCUUUUUUUCAAAUGUAUACACAUGGCAUAUUGUACUCAGUGGAUGUUGAUAAAUACAGUUGAGAUAAUUACAUUACAGUGGGACACAUGAGAUUGGUAAAAAAAAAAAAAAAAAAACUCAAAAAUACAAUGUGUAUGUAAAAAUGUAUAUCACAAACAUUGAAACAAAUUGUGGAAAAAUGGCACGUCCAUAAAGGUUAAAAUAUGGGAGUCCCCAGAGUAUCCACUUUUUUGCAAAUUAUAUGCAUUUAUGGAGCAAUUUAAAUGUGAGCUACAAAAAUGCACCAUAGUAAGGAUCGACCGAUAUUCUGUACAUUUAAAGUUUUUGAUUUCUACACAUACCUGGCAUUAACUGAACAAUCACACUCCCAUCAUGGUCAGGCAGCCAGUACUUGCUGAGAUCAGAGAGUUCCCAGUAUGUACAGUGCUGUUACUAAUAGAAGUGAUUGCUGAUGACAUUUACACUCUUAUCACUCUCAGCCUGACCAGUACAUGACAUUAGAUUAUUCAUGGUCUCGCCAGCCUACAACAUACAGGGUGGAGUGACGUGAGGUCGUGUCGUGGCACCUCAAAUUUCCAGAUAUGGAAGACUGCGUGCGAUGCCUGGGAGAGGUGAGAAAGUUAAGAUUGAUACCGAUUUUAUUAGCAAUUCAGAAUAUCGACUUUAAUAAUAAGCUAGACCGAUAAUCGGUCUAUCCAUAAACCCAUCUUCAAUUUGCAAUUUUUUGGGGGAAACACUGCAGUGGGUAGGCUAUAAAUUCAGGUCUGUAUUUUUGCAAAAACAUGACUGUGUGUGUGUGUAUAUAUGUGUGUGUAUAUAUGUGUGUGUAUAUAUAUAUAUAUAUAUAUAUAUAUAUAUAUUUACAGUAGCACAUACGAAAUUUACAAAAAAAGGCCUCUAAAUUACAUAGUGAAUGUUUAAACAAUAUGCAAAAAUCUUUUAUUCACAAGUGUGUCUGUAACACAUCAGGUUUGCAAAGUCCCCUGCAAAAAUGUAGUGUGAAUUUAAAGAAAAAAACUAUUAAUGUAGAUUUUUUUUUUUUUUUUUUUUUAAAUCAGACUUUGACAUAAACUUGUGGAAAAUAACAGCAUGUUAAUGCACAAUAUAUACCACGUGAUACCCUGCAGUGUCUACUUGCACAAAUUGUAGAUGUGUGGUGUAAUUUUAAGUCAAAAUUUUAUAACGCACCAAAUUAAAGCACAGACCCAUUAAAUCAUCUAUCAAAAAUCUAAUGGUCAAGUCUCUUAUAUGACAGUGUAUCUUUAUAUGAUGGUGACCAAGACAUACAUUGGGGGUGUUGUAAGCUGAACACAACAUGGGGUUUUGCACAGAAGUAUGUGCAGAACCCUCAAAAAACCCUUAAAAAAAAUUAAAAAAAAAUAGCUUUAUGUGUUACAAAAUAAAAUUUAAAAAAAUGCAAUCUUACCACAAUAGUUGGCGGUAUUUAAUAUUUGUCAGUUAAGUGGCUACUUUAUAUAAAUAAAGUGUAAAAAAUCCUUGGAUAAAUAGCCUGUGAUGUCUACGUUAUAUGAAUAUAUGCUUUUGUGUGGCAAUCUAGAUUUCUGUGAUCUAUCGACAUAGCAAAUUCUAAAAAAACUCCACAUUGGAGGUAUAUAAUAUGUGUUUGUGUAAUUAAUUAGACAGGUGGGAAUUGAAGUUGAACACACAAAAUUGCUUCUGUCCAAAUGUGAAAGACAAACAAAUGAAGCGGUGUCCUAAUGGGGUUAAUGAAUGUGUGUUACUCGUGGGUGCAUAACCCUGGAGGCCAUAUUUUGGCUGACACCAUGAAUUCCAGGAGGGUGGAGACCCUACAGAGUGUAGUAGUAAUUUUUCUUUUAAGGAAUUUGCAAAGCUGUGUUUAGCUAUAUAGUUCCUUGUAAGAGACUUUCUAAAAACAUUUUUAUUUAAAAAUAAGCAUGGACAAAUUCCUUCACUUCACAAAGUGCUCGAAUUGUGUUUUUGAGGGCUGAAAGUACCAGAGGUUAGCAAAUGAAGCGGAAGCUGUGUUUAAAUGGAAUAAGUAAUUACUUUUUAUUUUAUUUUUUUUGUUUUUGUUUUUUAUUGGAAGCUCCAUAUCCAUUUUCUGGAUCUCGAUCAGAUUGCUCUUUACAAAACCUUUUCAUCCACAGACUGGUACUCUUUGUGAAUUCAUCAAGGGAGACCCCCUCUUUGAAUAAUCCGCCCACCCUCCCUAAUUUGAAAAUGUUGUAUACAAGACAUAUUUCCUAUAAGUUAAUAGAAUCCUACAUAUUUACCAGGGUGUUCAACACUGUGACCCCAACCCUCAUCAUUUCAUUUUAUUUAAAAUAAUACAAUUUGUGGGAGGAAAAUGGUAUAUUUGAGUGUUGUUUCCCUGUAACAAACCACGUUAAAUGCAUGAAAGAUUCAUUGCUGGGAUGCUCAAAAUAAAUAGCAUUAAGUACAGCUUCAAAUUAUAUGAAAAAUGUGAAUAAACAGUGUCAUACAGUACUGCAAAUACUAAAUUCUUGUAGGUGUGUGGAAAAAUAGAUAUAAUAAUUCCGUCAUGUCUCUCUCCACUUAUGGUAAUGUAGAAUGAUCUGGAAUAACUUUUUUUGGGGGGAAAUGCCAUUUAAAUUUCAAGCAGCGAUAUCUUCCAAAGGGAGCUUACAGUAGUUGGAAAUGGGACUUUGCAUAAAACACUUUAUUAAAUUAUCCAGUUAAAGCAACUUUUCAUUGCACAAGCAACAGUAAUUCACAGGAAAAUAGAAAGCCAUAACAAGCACAACACCUUUCUCCUACUUUCAGCAGCUGAAAAAUAGAUGCCUUCCAUCCUUCCGGUCUCAAUGAAAUGGAUCCGUUUACACUGCUGGUAUUAGAUUUGUUCAUUCUCUUACUGGGCCAUCUUAUCUGUUCGGGGUUUUUUCUUUUUUUGUGUGGAAACUGUGGUACAUGAGAUGCAUUGAAAGCUUAGCUAAGUUUACCUUAUAAAUUCUUCAUAGGGGAAAGUAGAUCAGUUUUGAAUAUAAAUUAAUCAUUUUGUUAGCCACUUGAGGCUGACUUUUGUUAUUUAACCUUUUAGUGCAAACAAAAGAACAAUUGUGUCUUGACACUAAAUUUCUUAAAUACAUAUUUAUGUAAAAAAAAAAAUUGCUUUAAAGGGGAUUUUAUGGUGUUAGGAAUACAAAUCCUUAUUCCCAACGCUCUAGUGCCCUCUGGUCCCCCCCUCCAUCCCCCUCCCUUGCAGCCACAAAAACCUUUACGCUCUUAUCAGAUUCCAGCACCAAUGUCCCUCUGCGCUGGGUCAGCGCUCAGCUUUCUCAGAUGUCAUCCAACAGGGGGUCCUAGUGCCACAUGCAUGGCGAGCACUGCAAGCAAGUUAGGCCCUCCGUAUUGGAAAGUAUUUCCUCAAUGCUUUUCUAUGAGGUUUUCACUGAUGUUGGUUGUCCUCAUGCAGAGCGUGAGGACAUCCAGUGUCCUUUAACGGAGUCAAACUCCGUUAGAAUCCAGGAAGCGCCUCUUGUGGCUGCCUGACAGUCACUAGAGGCAGUCUUAGUCCUGCCUCUCAAAAACUGCAAUACUUUACAUUGCUGGACUAAGGGGGACAUGGACACUACGGGCACCUAGCCCAUGUUAUUAAGAUGAAGUGAUCUGGCAACCUAUAAUGUUUUAUUAAAUCUGCUACCUCCACUCUAGAUAUUCAAGUGAUUUUUGGUUUCUAGGCAGACGAGUUGGACAUAAGGGAGCAUAAUGUUUAAUUGUUUAACAUACGAAUAGUACUUAAACAUAUCUUUAAAGCCACUUUAAAUGCACGUGAAUCCCCCUCCCCCAGCAUAAUGUGCAGUGCUUAAACCCACUUGAAGCUAGCAUUCUUACACCUAUAUUGUGGAUGACCACCAAGAGACCCAUUCAUUUUUUAUUUAUUUUUUAUUUUUAUAUUCUAAGACAAAUACAAAUGAUACAGGUAUUCAGGAUGGACUUAUGUCCACCUACCUGCAAAGGUUCCUGCCAUAUUUAUACAAAAUGCAUGCUGGAAGCAAUUUAAGCUUGGUUUUAUGCUUUAUGAAAUGAUUUUCCAGGACUUGAUAAAUGUUCUCACUUAUAAAAACCUAGGGAUCCUGAUAAUAGUUUAUCAAUCCAUAUGUGAUCUGUUUAAGAGAAGUCUCUGAUUUACAAGUUUAAGAGACCAUUUAAAAGGAACACUCUGGGCACCGUAACCACUUCAUAGAAAUUAAUUUCCCGAUUCUGCAAGAACCUGAUUUUUAGAAAACGGAAGUGGCUCCCUGGUUGGCUGACAGCCAGUACCUUUUUCAAGCCUGUUGUAUGAAUCUGGAUUGGCUAAGAGCCGUCAGCUGGCUGCUGUUAGGCAAUCAGCAGCGCCACUGCCCUGUUCUGCAAGAGCUUUCUGGUUUUAUAGGUUUUUAGAAGCUGUAACAAAGACUUUUUGGGGUAAAACCGUUUUGAAAAAUAUUUUACCCCUUAAGGCGAGCGAGUGCCAGGGAUGUCCUUGCACCAUAACAACUUAUUUUUUUGUGAAGUGGUUAUGUUGUCUAAACUGUUCCUUUAAUGAUAUAAUAGACUUGUAUCCUGGCUUUUAUCAAACUGCCAUAUUCCACUCACUGUGUUUACAAAUGUUUUGGGGCCGAAUAGCGAAGCUGCACAUACAUUUCAAAUUGAAAAAGAUCCAGGCAUGCAAUGUGGAAGGUGACAAAUUUGGUUACCUCAAGCCUCUUUAUUAAAAUAUUAACAGCAAUGAAAACUCCACCUUGACCUGUAUAGAUAAAUAAUCCUUCAGUAAAGAGGCUUGCGGUUGCCACAUUUUUCACAGUCUAAUGUGUGCCCGGACCUUUUUCUAUUUGAGUCAUGUGCUGCAAUUGAAGUGGUUUGGGGAACCAAGAAUUGGAGCACCAUGGUUACCUUUAAAUAGGGGAACUGGCUUGGACCAUACUAUCAUAUUUAAUCCAUUAACUUGAAGCUAGGGGUUCAAAUAAUGGCAACUUGCACAUGGUAGAUUCCCUUGUUUGCUAAAAAUGGCAAAGCCAGAGAAUGUUUAGUUUGGUUGUGUUGGCUUGAUAUUUCAUUUCUCAUGUUUACAUCCAGUAUAAUUAAUAAUUUCAGACUCUUUAUAUUUUUUUCAGUUUACCUUUUACUUGGAGACCAUGUAACUAACAAAACGAGUUGUAUUUGUGUAUAGGGGAGAUUAAAACUUAGAUUGAUUUGUGGAUGCUUUGAUGGUUGGGAUCCAAACAUUGGGUAUCCUAUGACUGGAAUAGGUACAUCCAAUUCAGACACCAGACAACUGUCGAAAAUAAGUUGUUUGCUGUAGUGGCAUUGAGAAGAGCGUAAUGCAUGUGUUUUGUGCAGUAGAAGGUUCUUCAAGAUGGUCAUAAAACAUUGUUUGGAUCCCUGUCAAACCAGAAUAUGAAGCUGCUGUAGCUCUGAAGCAUUGUUACCUUACAAAUUUAAGUAUAUUUCUACAUAUGACUUUAAAUACUAAAUACAGCUCAGUAAUUUUUUUUAUUUUUUUUAAGGACCACAAUAGAUUUGUUAACUGCAUUCGAUUCUCUCCUGAUGGCAACAGAUUUGCAACAUGUAGUGCAGAUGGUCAGGUAAGUUCUUCUGAAAUUAUUUUUUUUUUAAUUGGAUCUCUGCCUGUGAAAUGCAUCCGUUAUUAAACACACAAACACUGAUUGAUCAUUUAAUAGUAAACAUGCAUGUGAGCUCCUGUUUUCUAAGUAACCAUUAGAUCUUUUUAUGAUGCAUUUCAGAACUAGCUAACCUUUGCAUUUAAAAUUCCUAAACCUGCAGCACUUGAACAGGUUGGUGCCUGCAACACAUACCUCACACAGGUCGGCAAGAUGAUUCCACAACCCAGACUAUCUCGCUGGGUUUCAGCAAGACUUUAGUAAAAAACUGGGACUAGAUAUUCAAUAAUCAGAUUUUAUACAGUUUUAAUGGUGAAUGCAUCAUUAAGCUGUAGAAUCGACUGGAUUCAAAUCAGACUAAAUGAACCCCUUCGCUGCCAUGGUUUAUAGACCUGGUCUUGGUGUAAUUUUGCUAUGGGUUACUGUGUAAAAACAAUUUUUAAAGGACAUUUCUGGCUACUAAUUGACCGAAAUAGUGAGUGUUUUUUUUUUUUGCAGAAUGCGGAAUCCUAAUUCUGUAUCCUUGGCCACACUUACUCAUUCCAGAAAGUGUAUGGACACAAUUCCACUCCUAAUUGCAUUUAGAGUUCUGGAAGCCAAGUAGCUUGCAUGUAUGAGAGGACUCUCAGGAAGGCACAUAGUAAGGAUAUUACUGGCAGACUGACUGCAGCUUUAUUUCAAAUUCAGUGAAGUGGCUUGCAGCCUUCACAGCAGCCAGACAUGUAGUGUUAUACUUACUGAUUCUUUGACUGUGUGCAUUGUGGCUGUCACGCAGCUUAACUGUGUAUGGUAAGCCUUGAACACCAUGGUGGCUAACUGUGCGGAACCCAGAGUGGAAAGGAAACCAAGGGUUACUGCUGGUUGUCCUGCUCAUCGUUGGAAGUGUUCGGAGUGCGGCUAAGCCUGACAUUAUCUGGACUAACUGCAUAUGUACAGAUUUGAAGCAACAUAAGGUUAAAGAGCUUUUCACAAAACCAUGGGAUUCACUCCAACUUUGUUCCACUGAGUUAACCAUCAUUAGGUUGUAAUAAUUGUCCCACGCGGCUUCAUUCCUCUACUCAUACACGUGAGUAGAGGCUUCAUUCAAUCCACAAAAAAGCUGCAGACAGUAGUGAUAGCCUUGCUUAAUAGAUCUGCGCACGUAGCAGGCACGUUUUCAGUCCAGUCUGUAUAAUACAGUUAAAUAAAGCCCAGCAGCUAUGUUUACUGUAUUCCUAUACAUACAAGCAUAUCACUUACAAUAUCCUGAAACUAAUUUAGUUUGUGUGUCUUUGUGUUUUGUAAUAAUUUUUUAUUUUUUAUUUUUUUUCAUUGCAAAUUACUGUAGCUUGCAAUAUUUUUAGCUUGCAUUUUGCUUAAACAAACAUUGUAACCAAGAAUAUUUUAUUUAUUUAUUUAGCAAUAUAUUCAAUAAUUAGCAUUUUUCCUUCAGUUUGUAGAAGUCUCCCUUUUCAUCCUGUAGUAAAAUUGGAAAGUAACUUCUUUUUUUUUUUUUUUGACCACCUAGAAUAUUUACACAAAAACAAAGGACUAGCUGUUAGAAAUUUAAAUAAAAUAUUCUGCUUGGUCACCAGAGUAUUACAAAAAUAAAUGCUUUCUUGUUCCUUUUUUUUUUUUUUUUUUUUUAAACUAUAUAGACCGUGCAUGUAUGUCUGCACUGGCCAUCUUCCCAAUGGAUGUUUCUCCUACUGAUAUAUAUAAUGCAUCAUUCCCCAAACUGUGGAGUGAGACCAGAUUUAAUUAAAAAUCAUCAAAAUAAAACCAGCCGAAAUCUUUUUUUUUUUUUUCAAAUCCAAUUUUGCCCACAGUUUCCUGUUUGUUAAACAUUCUUUAUGAAGGGAAUAGGGAAACUUGCAUAAAUAUUUUACUUUUAGGCCACUUCAACAUUUUAAAACCAAUUUUAACUUGAAAAUGUACUGCUGUUUCUGCAGAUUUUCCUUUAUGAUGGCAAGACUGGAGAACAAGUAUGCAACAUUGGUGAUGGUAAAGCGCAUGAUGGUGGAAUUUAUGCAGUAAGUGGUUUUGUUUUAUUUCCUGGAAAUGGUAUGUAAUUUGGUACCUUCUUACCAUUGUCUAUACUUAAAGGGAUACUCCACUUCCUUAAUUUAAAAAAAUAAAAAAAAAUAUAUAUAUAUAAUUUUCCAUCAUCUAAAAACCGCUUGCGAAAGUUGCAAUUAUGUAGUCUGCAGGCUUUGCAAGCCUUCCCUUUUAACUCCGUCUGCGGCUGUCCAAUCACAGACUUCCCAAUGCAGCUCAAUGAGAAGUCAUUGCAAGGCUGUUGCUCUGCAUAAUUGCUGCCUUUGGGUUUAGCUCCACUGAGCAUAACAACCUGGAGCUAACAGGACCUGUUUUAAUUGUGUAAAUUUUAAGUGCUUUAGGGAUUUGGCGUGGUCCUUUUAAGCUUCUGUCAGAAUGGUGCGUAUUUUUGUAGCUUCUUCACAGACUGCAAAUAAACUUUUGUGCAGUGAAUUGUAAGAUUUCAUUUUUGUAGUUGUUGUUGUUAAAGUGGAUAUAUAAUGCCAACCUGAUCAGAUUAAACAAAACCUGCUGGUACAGUCUGAUAGGCACACAGUGUUUUCCCUGUGUUGCAUUAGUGAGCAAUAAGGCAAAUUUCUGCUGAGUGGAUAAUUGUCCACAGGACAGACAUUUAAAAACUGUGAUCUCAGAAGAGCUGUUCAAUUUUUAUGUUUUAUUAAUUAUUUUGUUUUUCAUUUUUUUUUUUUUUCUCAUUGUAGUUAAAUCUUUUAGUAACAUUGGAGCCAAACUGCAUAUCACUGUUAUUCUGCUAAGGUUUAAACCAAUGUCGGUGGUCAGCUGGCUCUGACACAUUUACAAAAUAUAUUUUACAGAUGUGUGGAGAUUGUUAAAAUGAUUUAAGCCCUGCAAACUGUUUUUUUUGUUUUGUUUGUUUUUAAAAAAUUUUUUUUUUUUUUUAUUGCAGAUUAGCUGGAGUGCUGACAGCAACCAUCUACUUUCCGCAUCCGGGGACAAAACAGCAAAGAUUUGGGAUGUUGCGGCUAACUCAGCAGUCACCACGUUCCACCUCGGCUCGGAUGUGCUGGAUCAGCAGCUAGGCUGCUUGUGGCAGAAGGAUUAUUUGCUGAGUAUUUCUCUGUCUGGCUACAUCAAUUAUUUGGACAAGAAUAACCCAGAUAGACCUUUACGUGUAAUCAAGGUAAUGUUGAAACUUAAUUUUUAUUAAAGGAACACUGCAGCGUUAUGAAUACAAACGUGUAUUAUUAACACUAUAGUGCCAUAGUGGCAGUUUAGGUCCCCAGCACUGCUCAGGUUGCAGUGAAAAGCUAGUUUUACUCCCCUUUUCUCCCUCGCUGCACUGGUUUCGCUGCGGCUGGUCCUGUCUCCAUGGCUGAGAUCAUCUGUCUUGAUCGGAAGCACCUAUAGUAGCAGUUUGAGUGACUGCCACUACAGGUGUUACUAGGCAGCAAUGUAUAAGCCUGCCGGAACAGGCUAUAGUCACCAGAACCACUACAUUAAGCCGUAGUGGUUCUGGUGACUAUAGUGUCCCUUUAGCCUUCUAAAACUACAGCUGCAACCUGAUUCGAAGUGCAGAAAAGUUACCCCAAUCCCUUCCUAAACAUUUCCUUCAAGUAUUCUACAAAACACAAGAGAGCUAACCCACCUGCUUUUAUUCCGUAUGAUUGCCCAGGUACCUUAAAUACACCUUGACACUUGGCAACACUAAUAUUACCUACAAACUCUCCCUCAGGGUAUUUCUAUCCAUCAGUUUCUAAUUCCCCUUGAAAACUCCUGUCUCCAAGACCCAUUCUAAACUUACAUCACAAGCCAUCUUGCUAAGAAGUUUUUAUAAAAUUAUAUUUACUAAAAUACUAUGUAAAUUAAGUAUAUUCCUAUGUUAUUUGUCUCCUUUAUAAAUGUUAUGUUAGCUGUUCAAAUGUUAAUCACCUGCAUUCUUGUGCUUUCAGGGCCACAGCAAGUCGAUCCAGUGUAUGACAGUACAUAAGGGUGAUGGCCGAUCUACCAUUUAUACAGGCAGCCACGAUGGGCAUAUCAAUAUCCUUCUGUGUUUUACUCUUUGGCAUCUAUUCUUUAAAUAGUGCUUACUUGUUUAAUGUAUAAAUAUGAACAGUUGACCAUAAUUGAAUGAAAUGGUGGAAUAAUAAUUAGCAGUCUCUGGGAUAAGCCAAUCAGUAACUUUCUUCUGUGGCAGAAUUACAGAACUGAAUUGUAUUGGCUGGAAUACUAUUUAGUCACCAUCUAGAGGUUGCAUGUGCCAUUGUUGUGAUCUGUACAGUUGACUAUUUAUUUAAUCCAGUUUAGCCAUUUCUGCCUAAACUAUUUGAAUUUUAAAUGUUUCACUUGUUACCUAGUGAAUUAACACUGAGCGAUCAAUUUAAUUUGCAAAACUUUAUUUUAUGAUAUAGAUAUAGAGGUAUAGAAAUAUAUUUUAAAAAAAUAUAUAUUUAAAAAAAAAAAAAAAAAAGUUAAACUCACAAAAGGUUUGUCAGAGGGUUUAUUUAUUUAUUUAUUUAAUUGCUUUCUAUUUUGUAUAAAAAAAAAGCUACUUGAGCAGAAAUCAAACUCCUGUAGUUAAUUUGUGUAUUAUUGGCACAUCUUUUUAAGUUCUGUAUAUCUGUUUAUACAUACUUUAGUACAGGGCUAGGCAACCUUCGGUACUCCAGAUGUUGUGGACUAAAUCUCCCUUGAAGCUUUUCCAGCAUUAUAGCUAUAAGAGCAUUGUGAGAGAUAUAUACCGCAACGUCUGGAGUAAUGAAGGUUUCCCUACCUCUACUUCAGUACAUGGCAGUACUUGGAGACACUGUAGUCACCAAAACAACUUUAUCUUAACCCCUUUAGACCGGAGGGCGUACAAUUACGCCCUAUUUUAGGCGGCUCUAAACGCCGCCGGGCGUAAUUGUACGCCCUCCGGUUUUUGUUAACUUACCCGGUCGCCGGCGAUCGCGGUGGGGGGGACUCCCAGGGAGCCCCCCCGCAGCAGAUCCUUCUCCUCCGGUGACCCCCGGCCAUGUGAGAGUGGGGUCCUACACACUGUCUAGGUGUAUUUUACUAUUAAAAAUAAAUAAAUAUAUAUAUAUAUAUAUAUAUAUAUAUAUAUAUAUAUAUAUAUAUAUAUAUAUAUAUAUAUAUAUAUAUAUAUAUAUAUAUAUAUAUAUAAAAAUCAAAUUACACCUAGACUGCUACUGAUUAAAUAUAUAUAUAUAUAUAUAAUGGUAGGUAACAGCACUCUAAGGACUUCAAAAAGUAAAUGGUGAAAAAAAACUUAGCUUUUAUUCAGCAACUGAUGAAAGUUCUGUAUUAAGAACUGAAACGUCGAUUGUGUGUGGCAGUUGCUGAAUAAAAGCUAAGUUUUUUUCACCAUUUACUUUUUGAAGUCCUUAGAGUGCUGUUACCUACCAUUUUUAUUUUUAUGUUAUUUGCUUUAUUAGCACCAGGCAUUAAUCUAUCUCUACAGGAGUGCAAGUAUUUGAAUAUUUUAUAUAUAUAUAUAUAUAUAUAUAUAUAUAUAUAUAUAUAUAUAUAUAUAUAUAUAUAUAUAUAUAUAUAUAUAUAUAUAUAUAUAUAUAUAUAUAUUACAAAAAAAUUAAAUAUGUAAAUACGUUAAAAAAUAAAAUUUAAAUUAAUUAAAUAUAUAGAUGUGUGUUAUUUCGUUUUAACUGUAUUGUGAUAUUAAUAUAUAUUUAUAUCAAAAUACACGUAGAACAAAAUAAUAUAUAUCUACAUACAUAAAUAUAUACGUAUAUAUCACUAUAUAUAAAUAAAAAUAUUUUAAAAAAAUUAUAUAGAUAUACACAUAUAGAUUCACAUACGUGUGUGUGUGUGUGUGUGUAUAUAUAUAUGUAAUAUUUUUACAUAAUUAGGUAUCUUAAUUAAUUACAAUUAGCAGGACCUGCCUGACAACGCAUGCCGAAAGUAAUGGGAAUUUAAUUUGCUAGCACUAUAUUUAACCCUAUAACUUUCCAAGACACCAUAAAACCUGUACAUCGGGGGUACUGUUCUACUGGGACACUUCACUGAACACAAAUAUUAGUGUUUCAAAACAGUAAAAUGUAUUACAACGAUGAUAUCGCCAGUAAAUUGCCGUUUUUUGCAUUUUUCAUGCACAAACAGCACUUACACGGACAAUAUUAUUGCUGUGAUACUUUUUACUGUUUUGAAACACAAAUAUUUGUGUUCAGCGAAGUCUCCCGAGUAUAACAGUACCCCUCAUGUACAGGUUUUAUGGUGUUUUCAAAAGUUACAGCGUCAAAUUUAAGGCUUGCGUUUCAUUUUUUUUCACAUUCAAAUUUGCCAGAUUGGUUAUGGUGCCUUUGAGACCCUAUGGUAGCCCGAGAAUGAAAAUUACCCCUAUGAUGGCAUACCAUUUGCAAUAGUAGACAACCCAAGGUCUUGCAAACUGGGUAUGUCCAGUCUUUUUUAGUAGCCAUUUAGUCACAAACACUGGCCAAAAUUGGCGUUUUUUUGCAUUUUUCACACAAACAAAUACUAACGCUAACUUUGGCCAGUGUUUGGACCAAAUGGCUACUAAAAAAGACUGGACAUACCCCAUUUUCAAUACCUUGGGUUGUCUACUAUUGCAAAUGGUAUGCCAUUAUGGGUGUAAAUUUCAUUCCUGGGCUACUAUAAAGUCCCAAAGGCAGCGUAACCAAUCUGGCGAAUUUCAAUUUCAAAUGUAACGUGCUAUAUUUGACCCUGUAACUUCCCAAAACGCCAUAAAACCUGUACAUAGGGGGUAUGGUUUUACACGUGAGACUUUACUGAAUACAAAUAUGUGUAUUUUAUUGCAGUAAAAGCAAACCGUAUUAUGACAUUGACCGUUAAAAUGUCAUGUAGAACUAAAAAAAAAUUUAAAAAUCGUAUUUUCACCCAUUUUUUUCAUAUUAAAUUAUGUUUCAUACCUAAAUAUUUGAUAUUAAAUGAAAGCCCUGUUUCCCCUGAAUAAAAUGAUAUAUAAUAAGGGUGGGUGCAUUUACUAUGAAAGAGGUGAAUUACGGUUGGACAGACAUGUAGCACAAACAACGUGUACAUUUGGCUCAGUCCUUAAGGGGUUAAUGAAGCAGUGUUGGUGUAUAGAUCAUGCCCCUUCAGUCACUGCACAUCUCUCUGCCAUUUAGGAGUUGCAUUAACAAAAAAGAUGUUUUAACUUCUAAAUGGGAGAGAAUUGAGCAGACUUCAGACUCCUGAUUUAUACACAAAAACUGCUUCUUUAAGCUAAAGUUGUUUUGGUGUCUAUAGUGUCCUUUUAACAUUUUGGGAGUCAUACUUCUAGAUGUAUCAGUCAUGAUUCUCAUCUUAUUUUGUGUAUUUGUCAGAAACUGUGUAUGUAGCUCAUAAUAUGCUACUAACAAAAUUCAAAUGUCAUGUGCUGUCCAUCAGUCCCCUGUUCAUCCUGUGCAGGUUAUUAUCACAGAGUUUAACAGUAUAAGUACACUUAAAUUAAAUUUAGAUACGAAUAUUCAGACAUACUCUCGAAUGAGUAUCCAAUUAGUUACCAGAAGGAAUGUUUUGGCCCAUUGUUGGCAAAUAGCAGCUGGGUGCUCCUAGCAUCAUAGAUGGUUGUAGAGGUUAUGGCGCUUGGAGUAACUGUUGUAGGUAUUCCUGUUGUGGUUUAUUUUAUUAAUUACUAAUGGUAUAUGUAAUUUUAUUCUCUAACAUUCAGCAAUUUCCUUAAUUCUGUUUAUACAUUAUUGGGAUGCUGAUAGCGGAGAGAAUGAUAGUUUUACUGGAAAAGGUCAUUCCAACCAAGUGUCAAGCAUGGUCCUAGACAGUGGCUCCAACACGUUGGUCUCUUGUGGCAUGGAUGACACCUUGCGUUAUACAAAUGUGGUCAACAGAGCUUAUAGGUGAGUUUAACAGAACUGGCUGUUUGAACAAUUUUCAUUCUGAAAUGCUUUUACAUUGACUUUCUCUGCUUUAGUCCUCAGGAUUCCAUUAAGUUGGAUGUGCAGCCUAAGAGUUUAUCUGUUGGCUCAGGGAGCUAUACUGUAACAGUCUGCAUUGGACAGGUAAGAUUUGCUGAAGCAUACCUCAUAACUGUACUUAUUUUGGAGAAACUGUCCUUAUUUUGGGCCCAAAUAACUCUGUUCUUCUCUAUCCUUAGCUUUAUAUUUGAGUUGCUCCAUAUUGUUGGUGUGUUCGAUUGUAUAACAGAUUUCCACAGCAAUAAUGCUUACAGUAAUGUGUCUUUAAACUACAAUAAAGGUGAUUAGAAAUCAGCCUGUGUACAUAGGCUACUUUGUUCUUGUUCCAAGUUAUAUUUUAGUUACAUUUUUGUAGGUCACCUAAAAUGUCUUAGAAUAGCCCUGACCACACAUUCAUACCCAUAAAACUGUGUCUCUUUGUCCAAUUGGAAUGUUUAGAGGCAUGCUCAAGUUGGAUUGCGGGUGGAUUUUUUUCCUUUCUCUGCACAGAAAUAAAGGUUUUCUCUAACUUCUAAGUUUUUACCUUCUAUUUUCACACUUGCAAUAUCCAGUUUUAAUGUUUCAUGUUUAAAGAGUUGUUGAUUCAGGGACUCUGAUUUGCACUCGCUGUAGUAAACACUAUAGCUUUUACUGGGAUAAAGAACCCUAAUCUCAGCAGUACUGCUAUGAACUGCUGCUAAAAUAUUCCCUAUAAGUGUCCCGCUAUGUUGUGCACCUGUACAUAUUUUCUCACAUACGAUGCAGGUAAAAAUAAAAAGCACAAUCCGUGGCUAACUUUUUAGCAAAUUAUUGGGGUGUGCAGAAAUUAAUGAGUGUUUUUUCUAUGUAUGAAACCAUAUAUGUUCAAUUUUCUUUGUCCGCUACUACAGAAACUGGCUUUUUAGAAUGACGUAUGUGUUAAGUAAUUCUUUGUGUUUAUUGUUGGUUGAAAAUACUUGGGCCUAUUUGAAUGGCAUGCAGGUAAUCAUACCGAAGGAUCAAUAAUCUGCACAUUUGAUCAUUCUUAUAGUGACUCAGAUGUGGACAAAUCUUUUUCACAUCCUGCACUAGAGAAUGUCUCACAUCUCCAUGCAUUUUUCUGUGUAUGAUAGGGAGGCUAGCAGAGCUCCAUGGGAGUUGUAGUCCACAGCUUCUGGGAUCAUCGUCCUCUUUCUCAAACCUUGAACUUAAAUAAUUUGUUGGUGUUGAAUGAUUACAUUGCAAACCUGUGUCUUUACAGAUUGUACUGUUUAAAGACAAGAAAAAGGUCUUCACACUUGACUCCCUGGAUUACGAGCCAGAAACGGUUGCUGUUCACAAAUCUAAUGGAAUGGUUGCAGUUGGAGGAGCAGUAAGCAUUGUCCAUGUAUUCAGUGUUCCUGAAUGGGUAGUUUUGUGAUAUCCUGUAGGAUAGCUUGAAAGAAUAAUUUUAUAUAAAUUAUUUUGCAUUUCAUUGCAGAAUCACACAGCAGGGGAGAUUAUGUUCAUAAUAAUCAGUUUGUGUGCAAUUGUUGUGGUACACGAACAUUUUUUUUUUUUAUUCUAAUCCAUGUGUACAGAAUGUGAGCUACUCUGAGCUGUUCUGUUAAAUUUAAAUACACUAUUAAUGAGGAAAAUAAAUCAGACAUUUACUACAAAUGCUGCCUGUAGUUCAUACAAAAUCCUUGUUUAAUCUGCUCUUGUUUAAAGUCUUUAGCUAUUAAAAAAGACAAACCUUAAAAGCACAGUUUUGGGUGCUGUGUUGUAGAUAUAAAAUUUUCCUAGAUUACUUAUGUUUACUUUAUUUGUAAGAACAUGUUGUUGUUGUUGUUGUUUAUUUUUAUUUUUUUUUUGUAAAGCUUUACCAUAGCUCAUUUUUAUUAACACACCAUGAAACCAGAACCGGAAAAAUUAAAUGUUAUUUAAUGUAGAUUAUGUUGCUUUCGCAAUAUGUGCUUACUUUGUUAAAUGUCUGUAUCAUUGCAGGAUAGCAAAGUCCACCUGUAUUCCAUUCAAGGGAAUACUCUAAAGGAUGAAGGAAAGACUCUCUCAGCAAAGGGACCAGUGACCAGUCUUGCUUAUUCACCUGAUGGUGCCCAUCUUGCAGUUUCUGAUGCCAACAAGGUCAUCACAGUCUUCAGCGUGGCUGAUGGAUAUGCAGUAAGAUCGCAGAUAAUAAUUUUAUUUAUUUUCAGAUCUAUAGAAAUAUAGACUUGAUCAGAAAUUCACCCGUGUAGAAUGUUCUUUCUCAUCUAUGUAGCAAGGGUUUAAGUCACUAUUCUUUAUUUUGCUUUCUACUUUUCUCUGUAAUAUGUCUAUUCCAAUCUUUCUUCUAAGCAGACUUGUUGCUAAUUAAUUUUUAUAAGGGUAGAUUCUCUCUCCACAUUGUAUUGGCACACUCUGUAAGUAGUAUUAAAUUUUAUUAUGAUUUCAUUGUAAUUCCAUUACUAGGAACUACUUGUGAAAGUAACAUUCAUUUUAUUAUGGUAAGCCCUAUGGUAAGCCAUUAAUGUGAUCUGUAAAUCCUUGGUAAAUUAUAAAUUACUGGUAGCCCUUCUAUAAAUUAGCUCUAAUGCAUUUUCAUUCUUUUUUUUUUUUCUCUCUCCUCCUUUUUCUAUAAUCCACACCACCAAUAAGAUUGUAAAUUUGUAAAAGAGUCUGUGUAUGUUAAUUUUAAAGUGUUUAUUUUGUUCUGUAAUGGCUGAUAAAUGGCAACGCGUCUGUGCCAACUUUAUUGUACCAAACUUUAGAUUCUGUUGGCACUGCUUUUUAAAAAUGCUUUAAGUGACCUAUGUACCAGAUAGAAAUGGCUAAUUAUCUCAUCAAAAAGGAAGAUAAUUAUGUCUUUUUAUUUAUAACUAGAUGACAUAUAUUUGUUUGAUAUAUAGUUGUUCAGUUGGUAAUAGUUAAGUAAAAUUUAGCAGUCAGAAUUGAAAUGUCCCUUAUUGUGGUGAAUCAAUAUUCUCCUUUUCAUUAAAAAAAAAAAUGCACACCCUAAUCUGCUGUGUGCACCUAUGCUGCUUGCAAUUCGCAACUUGUUACUGACUCUCUAUUUACUUUUUCAACAGGAAAAAGGCAAUUUCUACGGACACCAUGCAAAAGUAGUGUCUAUGGCUUGGUCGCCUGACAAUGAGCAUUUUGCAAGCAGUGGUAUGGAUAUGAUGGUUUUUGUUUGGACCUUGAGUGAUCCUGAUGAAAGACUGAAAAUGCCAGGUAAUAAAUCCUUUGCAUAAGCACAUAUAUUUUUGUGUGUAUAUGUUGGAGGGGAUUCAUUUAUAAUUUGAGAUACUGUGAAUCUAUGUGCAAAUCCAGGUAUAGAUAAAAUAACUAAAGUGAAGUUCAUUGCAAUUCAUUUAACUAUUAGUAUCUGUAUAUUGAACAAUAUUCAAUAUGCUUUGUUCUCUGGUCUCUUACAAAGUUUCAAUUUUUCAGUUGUGAAAUUUUGAUGAUACUGUGUAAUCCUGGAACUAUAAUGGCAUAACUCCCACCUCCAACACUUGUCAAUCAGCCAGCUGAAAACAGUUUUUGUCCAUUUUUAUGAGCUCUCUCUCCUCCUCCCACAAGAGAGCUGCUAUGGAAUGUACAGACCUCCCCUUUCCUGAGCACACAAGUAAACAGUGGACUGGCCUAUGUUUAAACUGAAAACAUCCAUGGUAUUGCUGCUAUAAGUUUAAAGGGGGGCUAUAGUGUAUGUGUAUUCCUGACACUAUAUAAUUCUAAAACCACUGUUGGUCAGCCCCCCUUAUCUUGGGUUAGAAAGGUGAAUUACUCUCUCCUUUUCAGUGCUGCGCGUAGCUCUUAAUGUCUGGCACUGCCCCAGAUCUGCCUCCUUGGCUGACCUCAUCAGAUUUGAUGAUUUCAGGUAAUCACAAUGCUUUCCAAUAGCUGGUGAUUUCCACCAAGAAGGUGGGGCCCUCCGUGUAUCCAAACGCCACCCUGGCCAAUAAGCAUCUCCUCGUAGAGAAGCAGUGAAUCAGUGCUUCUCUGUGAGGAUAGUUCAGCGUCUUGUGGCACUGUGCAACACGACCCGAGGAUGUUCCUUUAGUGGCCGUCUGGUCACUAGAGGUGUUCCUAGGCUGUAAUGUAAACAAUGCCUUUUCUCUCACUAUAUUUAUAAUAAGCUGUAUUUGUUCUGGUGUCUAUAGUGUCCCUUUAACCCCUUAAGGACCAAACUUCUGGAAUAAAAGGGAAUCAUGACAUGUCACACAUGUCAUGUGUCCUUAAGGGGUUAAGCAUUUCCACUCCUAUAUGAUGAGUGGAACUCGUCUUUGGGGGAAAGGUUGAACAUUACGAACUUGAGUCUUUUGUGGAUUUGUUGUUUUGUUUGGGUUUUUUUUAAACCUAGAUUACUAUGGAGCUAUACAUUGUUUAAUCUGUAAACAACACCUUAUCUAUGGGAUAAGCUUUGUAAGAUGGGGGGCAGCUAGGACAACUUUACAGUUUUUUGUUUUUUUUAAAUGUACGUUAAAUAGGGGGGUAGUUUUCCUUUAAUAUUUUUUACGAUGUAUUGCUGCUGUUCUAGCCCACCUUUUAAUUUUGAAUACACCUUCUUUAACCCUGGGGCCAAACGAGCCACAACCAAGUGAGAAUAAAAGUAGGUUUAUCAUUAUAUUGUAUAAAUGUUUACAAACCUGCUUUUCUAGAUCUUAAUUUAGAAAAUUGAAUUAUCCACAAUUGAAUAGUUAGAGACUAAACACUUGGUGGUUGGACAGCUAUCUGACUUAUUUUAUUUUUUUUUUCCCGUUUCUUUCCAGAUACCCAUAGACUACACCAUGUUAGCGGACUGGCUUGGCUUGAUGAGCACACACUCACCACUGUAUCCCUUGAUGCGUGUGUCAAGCAGUGGACCAUCACCUACAAAUGA